AUGGGUGUGGCCACUGUUGUAGGUGAGAAUUUGGGAUGGUAGAAUACAUAAGUUUAUUUCAUUUAUAUCUAUAAGAAACGAAAUACCAUUGCUCGACGAAAGACGAUUCCGAGCGCACUUCGGUAAUACAUAAUUUAAAGUGCAGUAUUUUUUUUUUUGCGAUUUUCAUUUAAAUUUGAGUUCAAAAUGCCUAUUAAAAAAAAAAAGUCGUCCGAUGAUUUUAAAAAUUUUACAACGUUUAGGAAAGUUCAAUAUAAGUAUUAUUACCAAGUUUCAAGUGUUAACGUGUAUUUAUAACCGAGUUGCAGCGAAAAAAAUCCCAAAAAUUAAAAUUCCUUUAAAGCUCAAAAGUAGCUUAAAAGUUUUGGCAAUGAUACCUUAAGAAAGUAAAUUAAAAAGGCAAUAAAUAGAUGGCUUGUGAUUUUUCGAUUAAAUCAUUUUUUCUGGUAGAAAACGUCAUCCGUGUUUUUAUAAAAUAAUAAAAUCGUGAAAUUGUACGUUUUUACCCGCUUAAAGGAUUUUAUUUAAAAAAACUGCGUCAAAAAUCAAAAUAUGACCAUAUAGACAACUUGGGCUUUUAAAAAAGUUGCUACACGUAAAAAUCAGAGCAUAUUUAAUAGGUUAAUUUACAUCUUAGUAAAACCAAUAGUUCCCUCGCUAAGCUCGGAAUCUAAAAAUCGAUAUAAUCGAUUAAUUAAAAAAAAAUUAGUACUUUUUUUUUAGCAUUUACGAAUAAAAUUAUGUACUUUAUAACACAACUUUACGAGUUACUGUUAAUCGAUUUGAAUUGAUUUCCUAGACAAAUAAAUAAAUUAUUAGAUAAUAAAUUAAUUCAUAACAAGUUUUUUUUUAAUUUUUUUAAUUGUAUUAUUUGAACACACACCCACUAUACGUUUAAAGUCCAAGUUUGAAUGCAAUAUAUUUUUAUUUCGCAAUCAAUAGGUGUACGCUACUAACGUAAAUUUAAAUUCGACUCGUACAGAGUAUAAAGUUCUUUUCGGUCGUAAACGUAAGAGAAGAAACCAUAGGAAUACCAAUUGUAACGAAGCACGGAGUUUUUGGUGUGGGAAAAGCGUUAGGCGAGGAAAGAAAAAACAAUAAUAACGACUUGUUCGUCGGGAAAACUGAAGUGAACUUAUUCCUUUGCGCUGUAUAAUAGUAAUAAUAAUAAAAACGAAAUAAAAUAAAAACAACUUUAAGGAAAUCGAACACGGUUGAUCGAAAACCAAUUUGGAUGCAAAAAAGACUCUGGCAAAUUUUAAUACACAUAAAACAGACAAGGUUUUUUCUUGGUAUAUUCGUCAAAGUUUAUAGGUAUUAAAACCAUUCUUCAAUUUUUUUUUUUUGCUGCUAACUAAAAUCGGUGGCGUAGCUAAAAAUCAUCGUCAAGUGAGAGUUACAAAAAAGAAAAGAACAAAAUAUCUGUCUUGAAUACUCACGUGUAUAAUAAUUUGACCUUUGAGUAAUAUUUAUAAAAUAUUAAAAAUACCUAGUAGAUGCAUGUGUGUAUUAUAAUAAUAUAGUCAAGUCGUUUAAAUUUAAUAUAAUUAUAAGAUUAAAAAAAAAAAAAAAAAAACAUUCACACACCCGUAAGCCAAAAGCACCGUCAUUCGAAUACAAUAAUUGUAUUCGCAAUUAUCUCCUUCUCGUCUUUUGUAUUAUUGACAUUUAUUUUAUAAAAAAAAAAUAGAUAACUGAAUAAAUCAUCGGUAUAUACUAUUACAAUAAUUAAUUAAAACUAUUAUAAAUUAAUAAUAUUAUUAGAUAAUCUGUUUUAAUUAAUAAUAUUCUUGUACCGUUAUGAAUAUUGUCAAGUAAAAUAAUUUUAUUUUUGAAAUGUUAAGGAACGCCAAAGUUCGGUGAAGAUCUGAAUAAUGUAACGGUGUCAGUCGGUCGAGAAGCAGUAUUCAUAUGCAAUGUCGAAAAGCUGGCCACUUACAAGGUAUUUAAAAAUAAAAGUGUAUUAUAUUAUACAAUGUAUAUAAGAUAUUAACAACGAAAUAAUAAUCAACCAUGAGCAUGGUUUUACGGUAAAAUUACUCGUGUGCCAUUAUUUAUGAUUUUCGAUUGUAUUCAAAUAAAUAUAUUAACAUUUUGGUUUUAACAAUUGGUAUACACAUAAAAACGAAGUUUAAAAAAGUUGAAAUAUUGGCGCUCUGAUGAUUUUAAUGGAAUUUAAAAAUAUUAAAAUCUAGACGUCAGAAUUUUCCCUGCAAAAUGGUUUUUACGCUAAUAUUUUUUCAAUAUAAUUUUACAAUAGGUAGUACUUUUAUUUAUUUUUUUUGAAUUUCGUAAUCGUUUUUUAUUUUAGUCUUAUUAUUGUAACCUAUUUAUUUAAACUAACUUCCCGAAGACAAAAAAUUUUGAAAUUGUACAUAUAUCGACGUUAAACGAGUGACAAUAUCACUUCUUCCUUCCAGAGAGAUUCUAUGAUUUGCGACAAAAAAGAAAACGAUAGAAAUCAUUUUAUUAGAAUCUGUGUUGGUUCAAUAAAAUUUCAAAAAAAAAAAAAAAAAAAAAAAACUAUCGAUUUACUCGAAAUUUUCGUAAUGAUGAUCGCUAAAUUACGAUAAACAAAAAAAAAAAACCCUGUAUAGUGUUAUACUAGCCGAAUUACUCGGCUUCGCCCGUGUGUAGUUUUUACUCUGUCUAAAUAAAAUUCUUAAAUACAACACUUAUUGUUGUUUUUUAAAGAAGAAAAAAUGUAUUUUACUUAAUUUAUCAUUACUAAAUAGUAGUUGUAUCUGAAAAACAAAUAAAAAAUAAUAAUAAUAUUUAAAAAUGGUUCUAACGAUUCUAUACACAUAUGACAUAUUAUUAUUAAAAAUUAUUCUAUACUGAGUUACUCAAUUUUAAAAUGAAUUAAGUCAAAGCGUCUUGGUAUAUCACAUUCAGAGUUUUAUUUUGUGGUGCAUACACGUAUAAAUGGUCAGGUCUUCUAACUCUAGAAAAUGCUACAUACAUUUGUCCUUGUUAAAAACAGUUAUUUUCCAAAUCUACACCACAAAAAGUUUAAAUCUCACCUUGCGCUUUAUUUAUUGUCAUUGCAAAACAAACUUUUAUUGGAAACUGAACUUAUCUGAACUAAACUGGAAAACCGUUAGGGCACAAUGGUAUUUUCAGUAAAAACAUUUUUUUUCUCUUAGGAUAUCAGGUUAAAAUUUCAGCUUCAAUUACAUUUUUUUGUAAGAGAGAUGUUACGGAGCAUAGUCCCAUUGUAUAACCUAGGAGAAUUCAAAUUUCACGUUUAAGUAUUGUCCGCAUACUGGCCCUUAGAGUUUUAUUUUUAGUUCUAUUUAUUGAAAUUUUCAGCUAUUGUUUAAUUACGACAGAGUGCGUAAACGAUUGAAAUGAAAUUGUAAACAAUAGAUUACUUAUAGGAGUAUUUUGUAAAACUUUGUAAAAAAACAAAAAUCGUUGAAUUAUUUAAACGACACGCUAGAAAAUCGUAACCUUUAUAUACACCCCCCUUUCCCUCCCCUCGGACAAAAAAAAAAAAAUUAAAAAUCGAGUACCAUGGUGAUAUUUUAGAGAGUACUUGGAACAACUCAGAGAAAAAAAAAAUUGGAAAAAAGUUAAAUAGUGCUGUCUCAAAACUGGAACACAUAAAAGGCCUGUUCUUUUAUAUAUAUAAGGAUUAUAAUAACUGUACUUAAUUUGUAAUAGGUUGCUUGGCUACGGGUGGACACUCAAACUAUUUUGACCAUUCAUAGCCACGUGAUAACGAAAAAUCAUCGGAUUGCGGUUACCCACACCGAUCACCGAAUAUGGUUCCUCCAUAUCCGGGAAGUGAGAGAAGCCGACAGGGGUUGGUACAUGUGCCAAAUCAAUACGGAUCCGAUGAAGAGCCAACAGGGUUACCUGCAAGUUGUCGGUAUGUAUAUAAUAUUAUAUUUAUAUUAUAAUAGUAUAAUAAAGAGUGAAAAAUGCGAUUUAACUGUUUAAAACCUAUUAUACAUUAUUAUAACUCGUUAUAAAAAGUUUUGAAGGGUUUUAUACGAACGUGCUAAUCGAAGCAAAUAGGACUCGCGAAAGUUCCUACGGCACAAACGUAAUCAAAAAACUUUUAAUUUUAAAUUAAAACUUUUUUUUAAAUCACUCGACCAGAACAUUAUUGCAAUAUACUAAUAUACUACAAACCAGAGAAGAUUUAGAUUUACAUUUGAAAAAAAAAAUUUUCUGUAUCUGUUCCGAAAUCGGUUAUCAACCGCGUUUAUCGGCUCGGAAAACGAAAUCAUUAAAAAUAGUAGAAUAUUUUUUAUUUAUUUUUGAUUUUAAUAAUAUUUUUAUUAUUUUCUUCAAAUAUUUGAAUAAUUUUUAAGACCUAGGUGUGACGUAUUAAAACUAAGCAUUUCCAGUAGUUGUAUUAUAACAAUUACAAGUAUAAUUUUUAAAAUUGUUCAAAUAAUUUUUUGAUUUAGUGUAAUGCAACCUUUGCAUACUUAAAUUUAAAAUUUGUAUUAAAAUAAUAACAAAAUAUAAUAAUAUCAUUGAUACAUAUUAUUGACAUUUUUUUUUUUUUCGCAAUAUUUUGUUUAAAUACGUUGGAAUAGUAAAAAAAUUACACUAAAUACAAUUUCAAUAUAUUUAAAGUAUGACGAUUUUAACGGUUUACAAUAGAUAUUUGAUAUAUUUAAGUUGGCCUUUGCUACAUUAUAAUGCUCGAUUUUACUUUGUAAAAUGUGCCAUUACAUUAUUACGAAAAAUAUGGAGAGUUGUUCAUAAAAAUGUAUUUUUCAGAACUAAUCUAAAAACACACCACACCAUUAACAAUCGUCAGUUCGUAAGUUUGCCCCUCGUUAACGUUCAAAAAUACUUUUUAAAUUUUAGGGAAUUUCGGACUGCGUUUUUGUUAUUCCUGAAAAUUGUUUCUGAUGACGCAGCUAUUAACUAAAACUACUAAAACUUGAAUUCACGAAGGCGCGCAUUUAUGAUUUUAGAACAUAAUAAUAAAACGGACCGAUAUUUUGACAAGACAUACUCGUAGAAUAAAAUUAUAUAAUUACGUACUGAACAUAUUGCUUGAUUAUUUUAAAAAUAUUUUUUCGUUUUGUGAAACUUCAAUAGUUUAAAUUAAUGCCAACACUUCAAUUUGAAGUAUUUUAGUAUGAAUUAUUAACAAACAUGCCUUUAUUUUAUGGUCAUUAUUAAUAAGUAUCUAAGUAACCCUGUGCUUAGGUCAAUAAUGUCCACAGUUUUUAACUAUUGUAUUAAAUUUAAUCAAAAAGUUUUAAAAAGAUUACAAUAUUCCCUCUAUACUUAAAUACUGUAUAGGAAACGUAUAUUAUGUAGUCGUAGUGAUGGAAAAUAAAAAAUGAAAAUCUUCUAGUAGUUUUCGAUGUUAUAGAAGUUAUCAAUAAAAACGUAAAUACCUAUAUGGUUUAAUAAUAAAAUACGAUUUAAUCAUAAAACAAAUAAAUUCUUUUGAAAGUCAAUGUUAUUAAAAAAAAUGUGUAAAUAUUUUGAUAGCAGAAGUAUUGAAAUAUUUAUUUAUCAAAAAAAAAAAAAAAUUAUUUCUGAAAACUUCAUUAUAAUAAUAUGUCUAGUAACACGAAUUCCGUACAAAAAUUAGAUCGUGAUAAAAGUUUGAACAAUAAUAUUUUAUUUAAAGAAGAUUCAGAACAAUGUGGCUUUAAUAAGGAAUCCGUUGAGUUCUUUUAAUUAAACGAACCUCGUCGGGUUUUUUUUUUUUUACUUUUCAUCAGUCGUAGCGAGCAAUGCAGUCCCCAACGCAGUCGGCAUGAAUUGUUUUAUAUUAUUUCGAGAGACUAAUUUGCUCUAUACAAUAUUUCAGUGAUACAAAAACGAUUAUUUAUACCGUAGUCGUAUUAUUAUGUAUAACAUUUAUACAAUAAUAUGUAUUUUUUUUUUUUUUCUAUUAACAACUUUUCUUUCAGAUAUUUUUUGUCACCCUUUUUUUGGGGAUGCUACGAAUUGAUAACUAAUAUUGAUUUUUAAAUGAUAAACUAUUACUAUUUCGUAAUCAAAUUGAGUAUUUUAUGUAAUUUAAAUACAUUUUGAUUUUAGAAUUAUUGAUUUCUUAUCUGUUGACGAGUUUAUACUCCACUUUUCAGGUUGGAUAGGGAAAGAGUAAUGGAGCACUAUUUAAACCCUUCGCGCCAUAUCACUACACAAAGGAUGCUCCUUUAUUUUUCCCCUACCUAAAUUUAAAGUAAAAUAUCUUGUUAAUAGGAUGACAUAUAUCAAUAAUUUCCACAUCAAAAUGUAUUUUAUCUGAUAAUUAAUGUAUUUUUGGUAUUUUUAAUGAAGUUUAAAUUUGUUAAUAUAAAAAAUUCAGUAAGACAUAAUACAUUCUGAGAUAAUGAAUUUCUUAUGGAGAAAUGAUCAUGUCAUUUGAAUACUUGAUAAGCAUUAUUUAAUCUGAAUUGGUAUUCAAAGAAAAAAAAGAUAGAUCUAGACAUCUUAGAAUAAUGGGGAUGGGUGCAACCACUGUUAUAGAUAAUUUAAUGUAUACCUGUAAGCAAGGAUAAACCAUUGCUUAUAAUAUUUAAUUGGUUAUAUUGAAAAUAAAAUUAUUUGUGUUAAUUCACCGUCAAUCGGACAAGUGUUGAAUGUUUUAUUUUAUAAAUUACGUUAUGUUCGUGAAAAGCUAAACGAUAUAAUAUAUGUAACUUUAGAAUUUAUCGAAAAUUGUUUAAAAAAUCUCAAAUAAGAGAAGAAAAUCGGGAACUUUUGGGGCUUAUUGUAAUAUUCUUAUGUCGUGUAAAGAAAUUACAUGAGGAAUCGUGGAAUAUUUUUCAGAGUUCCAGGAGCUUUUCACAAAUCUAGAUGAAUAACUAAUGCCCUUUAUAGUUAAACAAUUUUUAUUUUUUAAAACCGAUUUAAAAUUAAAAAUAAAGAUUUAGAUUAAUUUCGUAAUAUUUGCAUCUUUCUUUCAAAGUAAAAGCUUGGAUGAAUUCCCCAAAUGCAGUUGAAGCUUCAUUUUUAGACUUUCAAUUUCUUAAAAGUCUUUACUUGUACAAGGACAUCAACGAAUGUAUAAUUUGUACUAUUCAAAAAUGUAUUAACCAUUUAUGGUAUUUAUCUCCUGAAAAUGCAUUAUUGGCAUUUUUGUAUAAAAGUGUACAAAAAAAAAUAAAAAUAUUUUUUGUAUUAAAACGUAAUAAGUCUAAAGAUUCAUUGGAAAAAAUUUGUUUACUCCUGCAAGAUGUUAAAACAUUUAUUAAAUCUAAAUUGGGGAGACACGUACGAGUUUUACGAAUAAACCUUAAGAAGGAACAGGGGUUAUGAAGGAAGGUAGACUUAGUACGGAAACAGAAAUCGCGGUAGCAUUAUUUUAAAAGGAAUUAAUAGCUUGCAUGACAAAGUGAAAAGGAACGAUGAAGAGAUAGGAAACUGGCUUAUACUUAUAAGCCUUAUUACGUCUUAUACUUUGCGUAAGUCUGAUUUUUUGAUACAUGAGGACUAUGAGCUUGCGAGAGAACCAUACAAAAAAGUGGUUUGUGAAUUAUAAUUUUGGUAACAUAAGAGAGAAUUAAGAAAUGGAUGUUCAGGAAGACAGCCAUUUCAUCGUUAAGAGAAUAAGGGAAGAAUAUUUUUUCCCAAUUAAAAGAGUUGAGAAAAUACAAGAUCGAUUGAUAAUCUGAUUUAUAAAAGUUAACAAAUGAAGGUGGAAGGAGAGGUGGGGUUAUGAUCUUUUUGAAAUAAAUUGAGAAGGGGGUGAGUGAUACGGAUCAGCUGAAGCAGUGAACUCGAGAGCAGGGCAAAUAGUAAGUACGUUUGAAUUAGUGAAUAUCAAGUCAUGGAGUGAACCGUAGGGCUUAAUAAUAUUAUUAAGAUGGGAGAAACCAUGAAAAAAAAAGUCAGCAGCUUAGCCAACAGAAUUUCUAGGUAAGGGUUCGAUGAUAUAAAGGAAACCCGCUGGAAAUGUCCGGGAAGAUACGACUUUGUUAAUGCAUUUGAGUACGUUCCCGUUAAAUUGAAUUGUGAAUGAAUAUAAAUUGUAAUUAGCUGUAUAUAAAUUGAUUAUUUUAUUUUGAAUACAAAUUUGAGAAUUCUACAAAACUUAGAGGCAAACAGCUCUUAAGUAUUAUCACUUAAUAUACCCCUCAUUUUAAUAUUAUUAUUGAAGUAAAUAAUAACGUUUUUUAAUUAUUAUUAUGUUAAUCGCUGCAUAAAAAUCUUAAUUCGAUAAUCUCCCCGUCGAGAAGGAAUUUCAAGUUAUACAUUUUUCACAACGUUAAUAAUCAUAACGUUUCAUAUGGAAGCCAUUGUGAAAUUAUACACGACUUCAUGUCUCCAGCGACUGGUAUAUGAAAGAAAAUAAAAUAAUAAUAUUGAAUAUUUUAAGUAAAUACUUACAAAUUAAGUCGUUGUUAGUCGAUUAUAAUGGAUUUAACAUCUAAAUAAUUGUCUGUAAUAAAAAUAAAAAUAAAAGUUUUUAUAUAUCAAAAAAUUAUGUUUUUAAUAAAUUUAUAUAGCACGCUAUAAUGUUAUGUGUACUACAAACUACAUUGGCUCUCUUUAUGUUUGGUUGCUAUAAACCUAAUAAUAUUAAUGUUUGGAUUAUAUCAGAAAUUUUAGGUAAACGUUGUUUGAUGUUUUCUUCGGCCAAUUUGUUUAGGGAAAUGAUUUUUUGGUUGUAAAUGUUAACGAAAUCUUUGUUACUCUGUAACUGCGAUUGAGUUUUAAGAUAAUAAAUUUAAGGACUCAUUUGUGUAGGUAUCAAAUAUUUGGUACAGAUUAGGAAUGGUGAUUAAAAUUAUGAAUGAAUAAGUACGUAAAAACUAUGUCCGUGUAUAUGUAAAUGAAAAAUGUGUACUCAAGUAUACUCAAUACACACAAAUUUACUAUCCGUGUCUAGUGUUUAUUGUUGUUCACGUAAAUACUCAGUUCAAAUAUUGGAAUAUACUUGUACACUCUUUUAUAGGUUCGAAUAUUAUUUUCACGUGAAAGUAUGUAGAUAUAGCUAGAGAGCUUUAGUACAUAAUAAUAUUAUACGGGCUGGCCGCUGACGUAUAACACAUGAAUUACACAUCAUUCACUAUUUAUUCACACCUUAAUAUUUACUCUUGUUAAAUAUUAUACAAUAUUAAAUAUUAUGAACUUUUAAAAUAUCUCACUUAUAUGAGUUUUAUUUCUUAAUCCAAUACUUUGGGACGACUACACAAUUAAUUUGUAUUGGCUGAUUAAAGCGCAAUAAAAAGUUAUUAAUAAACCAUCGACAAUAAAUUAAUAGAUUAUGUGCUAAUAAAAAUAGUAUCAUAAAUUCUAAUACGUAAAAAAAAACAUAAUAUUGUGUGUCAUUUUACAGGAAAUGGAAAAUUAAUAACAUUUAGUCUGUGCCAAUUUUUAGCAUUUUCGGUAGACAUUAAUGAAUUGAGUACCCAAGGUAUAAAUACCCACUGAAAAAGUACUAUGGCGGUCAAUUUAAAAAAUUAAUUUGUAGAUCGUAUUGUUUUUGCACGGUAUUUGUACAGUAUAUCAAAGUUUGAAAUGCAUAUUUUACUCCUCAAAAAUUGAAUUUCUUAACUGCAAAUAAAUCCAUAACUUCGAUUUUAUAUUUUAAUACUAUAAUUAAUAUUAACGGGAUGAAGCAAUUCGUAAACAUAAUGUAUCUAGUGAGAAAAUAAUUAAUGUAACUAUACGUAUUUUUCACAUUCACAAAAAACUUAUUAUACUAAAAAAGUCACAAUUUGUGUAAAAACAGUUAUCGACACAUUACGUAUCAAGUAAACGUUCCAUUUGUUUAUAUUUAAGCUGUGAGGAUUGAAUAGGUAGAUGGAUACGAAACAAUUUUAGUAAUUUUAAGUUUAUUACUAAUCUCUCAUCAUUAAACCUUUCCAUUCGAUAGCUGUUGAUAUCUGUAAAAAUAUGCGCUCUUUAGUGUUAUUAUCUAUUUAGAGAUAUUAUCCAAAGUUUUUUAGGGCAUAUUAUCGGCAUGUCAUAUUAUUCCAAUAAUUAUCAAAAUUCGAAUAAAAAUAGUCAUUUUGUUUUCAUCAGAUAUUUUUCCCAUACAUUUAAAGAUUUUGUAAAUUUAAUUCAUUUGGUAAGAUAUUACUGCUUAUAACAGAACAUGCUUAUUCCAGAUUCAUUUUAUCGAAAAGCGUGUAAUAAGGAAUUUAACCUAGUCGUAUAUUAAUACUGGCCGCUGAUAAUGCCUUUUUAGAAAAGUCUGGGGCUACCAGUCGUGAACACCUUCAUGCCAGACUAUUUCAAGAAAUUAUCUAAUGGUUUAAAUAUCAUAUUAUGUAUAUUUUUAUGUGAUAUAUUAGAUUAUAGUUUUUUUUUAUAAAUAUAUGCAAUUAUUUAUUUAAUCGUUGAAUAUAUAAAUUUUAGUUUGCAUAUGCAAAUUUGUUUACAGUAUAUCUUUUUAUUUGCAUUAUAUACUUUAUUGUUUUUAUAUUGUUAAAUAUUUUUCUAAGUAAUCGAUACAAAUCGAUCAGAUAUAUUAACAUAUUAAGCAGCAAUAAUAAUAUGAAAUGUGUAAAUCGGACAAAUAGCUUGAGAUUUAUUUGGUCAACAACAGCUGAUUUUUAAUCAUUGACUAUGACUUUUUCGUAAAAAUAACAAAAUUGUAUACCUACUUAUAUAUUAUUCCCUUUAGUGCAAAGUAGCGUGAAGAUGGACUAUUGAACAUUGAAUAUUUAUUGACGGUAAAUAUAUUAGAUAGGUAUAUUUUCUUAAGUUCCAAAAAUAAAUAAUAUACACCAUACCUGUAUAUACUGUAUAAUAUACAUUAUACACAUUACAAUUUCCAUUUAGUUUUGUACAGUAGUUCUUAAAAAGUUUCGAGAUAGUAUCAUCAAGUAAACAAAAAAAGAAGCGAAAAUAAUGUGAAAAAAUAUCUCAUUUGAAUAUGAAGUCAUCGAUUUAUUAGAUUAGAAUUCGAUUAGAAUUCCAAUGAGAUAUUUAAAAAAAAAAAAAAACACUCAAAAUCCUCUCCACUACUCUAUAUUAGGAAUAUAUAUGAUCUAUAAAAGCGAAACAAACAUCGACUAAUUACGACUGUUACAUGUGAUAAUUCCAAAAAAAAAAUAAAUAAAAUCGCUGAAAAUAUAAAAUAUAGUAAAAAUCAACAAUUUAUGAUGAGGGAAAUAAUAUUUAACAACAGGAGCAAACACCUUGGAUCUAGAAAUGUUCGAUUUUAAUAUUUACCAUAGAAAUUAUUUUUAAAACGGUUUUUAUUCGUGUAGAACGUUGCAAUUGACGGCUCUUUCGUCAUUUCCAUACAUCCUCUUUGAAAUAAAUAACCUAUUUAACACCUAAAACAGUGGGUGGCUCGUGUAACUUCACAGUUUGUUGCAUUUUUUCAGUUCCUUUGUUCUUUUGUGCUUUAAAAAUUGGCCAGCUAAAAAGUAUCUGUGUUUUUCUUCACUAAUAUAUAUUAUGAUGAUAGAGUGAUACUCAUCUAUUAUGACCAAAAUCUACAGUAUUUAUUAUACUCUGGAUCAAUUUUAAUGCGAAAAAUAUUAUUUUAAUGAGCGAGAAAUGUUCGUAAUGUUAUUAUUGUAAUUUCGAUGAGAGAAUAAAAUAUUAUAUUGCAGAAAAAAAAGUAAUUCCACACGGCUUUUUCAACCCUACGCCCGUCGACCUGCGGUAUAACGCAACGUAAUCACGUCACCGUUCUCGCAUUCGACAUAUUAUGCCUGUUUGACAAGUUCGGGGUUUUUUUUCCACCCGCUAGAUUGUCAUUUUAAACUCAUAUACUUGUAUUCAUUUUUAUUUUUACGCGAUAUCAGCGGUUUUUUUCGCUCCUGCAGUACACCGACAUUAUUAUCUGUCUAACUCCAUGAUCGAUUGAACGUGUGUUAAUAUUAUAUAUAAUAUUGUUACGUUGAACGUUAUACGUGUAAACGUAUACCACCGAAAAUAUCGAAAAUGUGUCGUAAAUACCAUUAAAUAAUAUUCACUUAUUAAUUUCGUUUUCGCAGCGACAACCAUUCGAUUACCCCGUUUUAUUUAUUAAAAAUGAUUAAACAUCGAAUGUUAUGAAACAAUAUUACGAACUCAACACGGCUAUAACUUUAUACUUAUCAGUUGUCCGAGAGACAUGAUGAAUUUGCGCAUUAUUCGUCCCUUUCCCUCGUUUUUUCAUAAAAAUCAUUCAUUGUUUUAUAUAUUUAACCCCCGAUAAAUAUUUGGUAUGAAUGACCAAUAUUGUAUUAUUUUAACCCUCGUCGUUAGGUAGAAAGGUUUUAAGAGUUUGCAUACCUACACUAUAUACAGACUCCAAUACACGCACAAUAUCGCGAGACGUCAAGGCGAGUGAUUGAUGUUAUCGUGUGUUUCGGAACCGGGCACAUUUUUAUUGCAAGUAUCCGGGAAUAAAAUUGUUUUUAAUUAUUUGUGUUCUAGGUACCUAAUGACCAUAUAGGCGUAUGCAUUGUGUUUGGGAAAUAAAUGAGGAUGAAAAAAUGACGAUAGUGUAAUAUGAAUUCAGUAAUUAUCAAAACUAUUAUUUUCGAACCUGAAAAAUCACUAUACAUAAUGCGUUCUCUCCUAUAUAAAUUCUAAAAAUUAAAAAAAAAAUAUAAUAUUAAUCUGAUAAUAUAUUACGUAUAGUGAAUAUUAGGCAACCAAGUUUCAAAACAUAAAUAAUAAUAAUAGAAUACAUCGGAAGAGUACUUCAUGUAUUAUUAUGUUCGGUGAACUCUGUAGAUGACUUUUAGAAUCGUCAAAAUAAUAGCAAAAGAAAAAAAAACACUUUAACACAAGUGUUUGCACAUAAAACAAUCGACUUCCCAAUAAUAUGGUUUCAACAAUAACAAUUUUAUUAACAAUAUUAAAAAAGUUAUUGGCAAAAAUCGUAAAAUAAAUAAAUAUUAUUUGUAAUUUCUAAAAGGUACAUAUCAUAUUGUGAAAGUUUAUGUACUAGGAAACAGAAAUGUUUAUGUGGAAAAUAGCAGAUGUUAUAAGCUCUUAUCGUUUGAAUUAAAAAACAUAAACGAAUAUACACUCGUAAUAUUUUAAUAAAUAAUGUUGUGGAAUUUUGGAAUUUACGUUUAUCCGAACAUUUUAAUUCUGAACUAAACUGAAUUUGUUUAAAAUUAAAAAUCGAUGUUUACCUAUAUAAUUAAUUAAGUUCAAAUUGAAAGUUGUGCGUGAAAACAAACAAGAGUAGCAAAUAUUGCAGAAAAAGUAGAAUAUAAAUGGUAAUUACUAAAAAAGUAAUACUAAUACAUUUUGUUAUGAUAGGCAUGUAUUUUGAACAAAGAUAACAAAUGAGGGUUGGAGCGGCUGAUCUUCGGAUGAAUAAAAUGAUUAUAUUUCUUUAAAUUGUAUAGUUGAAAUGUAUAAUUGUAUCUAGAAACUACGUAAAUCUAAAAUGUUAUGAAUUAUGACGAUGGAUAAGAUACUUUUGUUUCACAGGUAUUUAAAAAUUUGUGAAAUUUUUAAAUCGUUUAUCUUAAAACAUGGUUUUUAAAGUUACUACACUAUAUUAUUCAGAUAAUACGAUACAAGACGCAUAAUUUGGAUUUUACGUCACAUUAGCUGAUUUUAUAAUCAAAUUCAUAAACCGACUUCGUAUAUCGUCACUAGGGUUAAAAAAAAAAAAAAUGACUAAAUGACUAAAUAAUUUAAAUUGUAUUCAAUUUUUGAUUUUAAUCAAGAAUUAUUACGGUGUCAAAUAGUUCUUAUUAUUAUUAUUCACUAUUCAUGAUACCACUUAAUAAUAAUAUAAUAUAGACACUUGAAUAUGUUUUCAUAAUAAAUCACUAUUUACGUGAUAACCAUGAAUUUAAUAUCCACCGAAGUAAUAUAGUAUUGAUGUUCGUAAAUAAAAUAAUUAAAAUCAAAAUCCUGUGAUCGUGUUAAAAUAGAUAAUUAGCUAAGAGAUUUAAUUUUUAAUCAAAUAAUUGGUCUCGGUUGAAUUUGAUUGAUCCGACUAUUCUAGUUGUAGGUAUUUAAAAUCUAACAAAAACACGGUUAAAGGGAUAAAAUGGGAUUUAUUUCUUGAUUGAUCUCUGUGGUUUCCUAGAGAAGCCGGGAGUACUAAUUUACGCCCCCCUGAUCUUUUUAGAUGGCACAGGCCUUUUCGUGGCCCUAGAUACCAGUAUUGUCGUGGAUCAUUUGUGAAGCGAAGCGAAUAUGUGCAAAUUUUCACUGGGCGGGCGAGUGUCGGUUCAUCUCCACCGAGGUUGUAUCCGGCGUGAGAUCGAGAUUACGGGCUCUCCUCUUCACGUGGUCGUUCGGCGAUCUUCUCGUGCUUCGACCGUCGGGUCACAGCAUGGGAAGUUUUUAAGUGACCCACUUGCCUCUGGCAAUGGAGAUUGUGCUAUCAAUCGCGUUUCGGUAGACACCUGACUGCCUCCGUUUUAAACUAAUCGUUUAUUCCGUCGGUGGUUGGGAGUCGAAAUAUGUUCUACUUUUAUAACAUCUAUGAAAAGUACUCCGGGUGAUCUCCGGAGCCCCGGUGUCGACCCAGUCUCGGUGCCGAUCAGAGGCAUUGGUGUCCGUCCUUGCAGUUAAAUUCGGACAGGCUUAUGAGUUUAGUUGGGUAGUGGUUAAAUAACUGGGGGCCACCCACCCGACGGUGACUGAAUCCGUGAGCAUGCGGUAUGUGAAUUGUUGGGUAGCGGGUAUUGGGACCACAUUUUGAUGCAUUAAAUGCAUCUGGGGUUUGCCCUGAAACCCUCCGGCGUUCUUGAGUAGCUAUCAGUGCUAAUGUAAGUUCUCCGGUUUGUAACAAUGUUUUGCAUUGGUUAAAACUCGGGUUCACACUGGUAGGUAAUCAAAAUAAUCGAAAUAUGAAUUUUCCUUUGGUUCGUACAAAAUCUACACAGUGUUCCAGAAAAGAAUGGCCAGCUAUACGGUGUGUUACUCUAUACGUGGCCUAGUGGCUACAAUAAUAGGAUUUUUGAACUUUCUUAUCUAAUGUCAAAACUUUUGCUUUAUCUGUUUUAUUUAUAAAAUAUCCAUACAAAAUAAAAAUAUAAACCAUACCACAGAAUUUGUAUAAUAUUUUUUUACAAAAUAAAGAAUCAUUAUAUUUUUUCAAAAAUAAUAAUUUUUGACUUAUCAAUGCCCAAAAUUGUAAUUUUGGUGUGACACAUUAAUUUGUAAAUACAUUUUUCAGGAAAUUCAAUGAAAUCAAUUAUUUUUUAUUUAAGUAUAAAUAAUUUAAUGAUCUUAUUUAAAAAAAAAGAUCAAUUGGAUUGUAAAAAAACAUAUUUAAAUUCGGUGGUUUUUAUUGAAUUUUAUUAUUAAUAGUUACACAUAGAUGAGUAGAUGUUCAACAUCAAUAAGACAAUUCAAGAAAAACAAUUGUAUUUGGGUACAAUCAAAUAAGUCGUAUUUUUGAAAUAAGAUUUCAAAUUUACAUAUAAUCUCACAUGGCACACCAAAAUUACGAUUUUGAACAUGAUAGUGUAAAAAUAACCAUAAUGAUUAUUUUUGGUAAAAAUCGAGUGACUCUUAUUUGUAAGAAAAAUUUUCAAGAAAUUCUUUUGUGCAGUUUAUUUUUAUUUUGUAUAGAUAUUUUACAAAUAUAACCAUUAUUCUAACAUUAAAAAAAAUUCCGAAAAAUCUAUUCUUAUAAACACAUAUGGAUGUAAACACUAUAUAACACCCCAUAGAAUUGGACAUUUCUGGACAUUUCUGCAUGCUAUUGACCAGUGAUUCCCAAACUUUUUUUUUUCUGGUGGUGCUCUUUUUUUGAAUAAGUUCAGCCACCUUCCUUUUCCAUGAAUAUUACAAUGAACGCAUACAAAAACAUCAACAAUAAUUCUCUUUGAUAAACAGUUUUAAUAAUUUGUCUGAAUAUAAUACAAUAUAAGAAUACUAAGUAUACAGCCUACGUAAAUAAUUGCCCAUUUAAUUAAUAGUAUGAUGUUUAUGGUACUGCAAUAUUACAGUAUGAUGAUAUAGGCCCAUAGGCUAAUACGUCUUUUGUGAUUAAUAAUAAAUUAUGAACAAACUGUGAUAACAAUUAACAGGACAAUGUACUCGUAAGAACGGCCCUUAAUAGUUUGCUUUUCAAUUAAACGCCAAUAUUAGAUUCAAUAUAAUAUCAAUAAAAUAAUACAAGUAUAAUAAUAACAUGUUUGAUUUUGUUUUUCGAUUUAAUGUUAAUAUUUUACAUAUUUUAUCCAAGUUUUCAUAUAAAAAUAAGUGUUUUUAAUUUUUUGUAUUUUUUUGAUGGGAAGUGGGAAAGGUGAAGUUCUCAUACGAAACUAUUAACUAGUGGAGCACGAAGUUUCAUUUAUUUUAGGCCCUGGUUCGAGUGUUUCAAAGAAAAACUGUCCGUUGUAUUCUAAUCGCGGUUUGAAAACUUUAAGUUAAUACAUCAGAUCUGUCUUGUUAUGAAAUGGAGAAAGUAAAAAUUGUAUCCAGAUAUAUCUGGAUCGUUUCAAAUGAUUUAAGUCUAAUAAGUAACUGAAUCUUAUAUAAGUGAAUUUUAUAAGCGGCGUCCACUGUAUUGUAAUUUAUAUUAGUUAUAAACGGAGUAAUCUUAUGACAUUGCUCCAGAUUAUCUUGCAUUAAAUCAUAAUGUUUUGUUUUCUUAACUGAAAAUAAUAUAUUCAAUUUUGUAUAAAACAUAAAAUAUCUCUCUUUCCCUUCUUGAGAUCGUAAAAGUCGUCAGAGUGGUUAAGAAAUGAGAAAUAUUACUAUAGUAAAUGUCAUCCCUCUCUCACCAAAAAAAAAAAAAGAAAAAAUAAAUAUUAAUAAUAUUUCAUUCUGUAGCCCUUCAAAAAUGAUUUUACUUGAUUCUAAACAUGUUUAGAUUUUUUCAAUUUUCAAUGAAAUUUCAGGAAAUGUUCACACAAUGUUUUAUAAAAAUAUAUUGGAUAAUUUUUUAAAACAUCUGUAAUAUUGGGUUUGGCAAAAAUGAAGUAACAAAAUUUCUGUUUUAGAUAAACUAUAUGUUUUUAUCGAAAAUAGUGAUAGUCUAGUAAUAGUCUUUUAAUAGUCUACUAUUGCACGUUUUGCUACCAGCAUAAUGUGGAGAGAAAAGUGAUUAUGAAUGUAAUUGUUACUGUGCUUGAUAUUGUGCAAGAGAGAUUUAGUGAUGUUAUCAACAGUGUUGACUUACUAAUUUGUAUUCAAUGCUGUGUCCACAAUAUAUUGCAAUAAUAUAUAUUUAUGGUUUAAAUGAAAUGCAUAUUAUCGGUAAUAAUUAAUAAUAUACUACAAAUUUAUCUACUGACACACAGUUACUUUAUGUAAACUUGGAAAACCUCUAGACAUUGAGGAAUACUCAAUAUUUGUUUCUUCGCAGAAUAAGAGUCAUCGAGUUACAGAUAAAUAAAUGUAAAAAUGCGCAAACGGCUGAUGGCCCGGCAGAACUGAUAACUGUGGUAGAGGGAAUGGAUAAUAAUAAAAAGCAUACGAAUAUACGAAUAUAUAAUAAUAAUAAUGAUAAUGAUAUUAUUAUAAUUAAACAAGUGCCAUAUUCAUAGUGAGAUGAAGGUGUCAUAUCCCUCCUUGACCAUUGUUAUUUUUAUAACAUCUAAUUUAUUCCUCAUGUCUACAAUUAAUGUUUUCAUAUUUUUUUUAUAAACAUCUGUUGGCAAUAUCAAAUAAAAAUCUAUUAGCGGAAGUUGUUGUAUUAUUUGUAAUGACAAAUGUAUUGUAAGAAGAAAUAGGUGCCUACCAAGUAUUGUACCUGCAUUUUUCAUGUUUUUUACCUGAAAAUAUUAAUAACAAUAUUAUACUUAUAACUAGUAAGUUAUAAUCAGAUUGUUUCUUUUGCGUUUGCAAAUGCUGAGCACGCCAAUGGAGUCGAAACACAAAGACGUGAUAGAUUCUAGAGAAAAAAAGAGCCGCUCGUUACUGCCAUGUAUAUAACUACGGUUCCAGCGAGGUGUCGCUUUAUUAUUAUUAUUGAAGACCACUGCUGCAGACGGACGAACGCGUCACGCAAAAAAGUUUUCUUCCACUUCAUGUCUUCGGAUGCUAUUAUAUAGGUACUGCAUCGGUGUGACGCGAAACAGGGCACUCAAAACGCUGCUCGGCUCUUAAGUCAAACUUUUACGGGUUUUUUUUACCCUCCUUCAUCCCUGCCAUCAUACAAGACCGCCAUCGACUGUAUUAUAACCCUUUAUUCCUUUUUAUCGUUUCAACGUUGUUGUAUACUGUCACUGCACUACCAACACCUACCCUCAGUCAUCAACAUCAUCCACCCCUCCCAACAACUAACAACUAUGAUGUUAUUCGUCUGACCCUUUACUAUAUGUAUCCUACGUAUACGUCUUGUCCUUCGGUGUAAUUCGUGGUGUUUACCCCAAGCUUAAGUAAAUCCCGAUUUGUCAUUGACACUACUACCACAGCCGUUUCUCCAAACAUUAUUUUAUCUUCGCAUUGCACAGUCAGCACGAUCUAUGAAAAAAAAUAUUACAACGAAAAAUGACAAAUUUUACAUCUAUAUUGAUACUUGUAUAUUUGUAUACUUGUAUACUUGUACUUGUAUAUUGUAAUAUUAUACUCGUUCUCCAAAAAGUCACUUUUUUUUUUAGAGUCGGAUUUCUAAGGUAAUUAGGGUAUGCAUUGGUUUUACUAUGUUGAUGAAGUUUUUUUUUUUGUAUUUGUAAUCACGUUUUAUACCAACCAUCUUGCUAAAAUCCAAAAUUAUAUUAAAAUUUGUUUCUAGUAUCUUUUAUCUAGAAAAGUUACAUAAGACUUGGAGCAGAGUGAGGAGUCUUUUGGUUUUAUUACAAUGUGUGGUUUCUUUUUCUGUUUAUCACAACUUUUCGAACAGAAUAAUUGGUUCAAUAGAAAAAUGACAAAAUACCGUUGUUGUAGAAUUUUGGAAGUAGUUGCUGAGAAAGUGAAUCAUUUUUUGAUUUUAUCAGCAGUUUUAUAACAGAUAAAAACCUGCAUAAACAUGUAAAAUGAAAAUUGAUAAAUUUAGGUUGUUAAAAUUUUAUUAUUUUAAAUUUUACGUUUUAUGUUUUUUUUUUCUGUUUUUUUUUAGAUUUUCUUAAUAGUUUUUUAACAACUAAGUACAACUGACAAAAAAAAAAAACAAAGAAAGAACGAGAUAAUUUACGAAAAUAAUUAAUUUAUUACUUUUAAAUAUAAUUUUUUGUAUCAAUUCAGUUAAAAAUAUUUAUAGAAACUUGAUUUUUUUGACAGAAAACUCAUAUUUACUUUUGGUAAAAUCUUUUUACUAGUAAAAUUAUCAAGAUAUUUAAGCUAUUUUUGAGUUAUUUAAAGACAUUUUAAUUUUUAUUUGGUGUGUAGUCUUUGGAUAAAGUUGUUAAACCCAAACAGAAAUGCUUACAAAAUUUGCAAGAGGUUGCUUAUAAGUUGUUUUUAGUAACCAAUAAGAAAAAGUAUAAUGUAUUUUUUUUUAUUUUUUUUUAUAAGCAAGAUUUUAAUAUAAAAUUUUAACGAAAAUUGUAAAUAUUACAGCUUUUCAAAACAUGUAUAACCGAACUUCACUCAGAAUCGUUUUACGUUAGUAAUAAUUUUUCAUUCCACGAACAAAAAAAAUUUAAAUCCCUUCUGUAUUCUACCUUCUCCUACAACAGUGACCAAAAUAUCUUGUGAAGUGACAGUAUUUUUUUAGCCUUAAUUAGAUAAUUAGGUAGAAAUCUAUUCAAUUUUUAAUAAAUUUCUUGAUUUUUGUUUUAAUUGAACGCUAUUUUUGCUGUACUUUUAUUAUUAUUUCCUUCAAAUUCGAACAUUAUUAACAUUGUACGUGAUUAUUAAUAAGGUCAACGGAUAGUAAUCAUUGUGUUUGUUCCUUGCUUUUGUCGACUUUAUUUUAUUUUCCUAAUAAUUAAUAAAAAAUAACCACUUAUAAAUUUAUUUUAAGAGAAACUUUAGUGUAUUUUAAUAUCAAUGAACCUAAACACAUUAUUCCGUAUUUUUAAUGCACGUUUAGUUUUCAUUAUCUAAAAAAAAAUCACACGAGUACAUCAUAAACACUAAUUACCAGUUAUAACUGUUUAAAAUUUAGACCUGAAAAUUAAGGAAGUCUACGGAUACAGAAUUCGUCCAAGAACAUUUACGAUAUUCCUACCUAUAUUAAAUUGUUUUUAAACUUUUUCGUCUGCCGUCAAAAAUAUUUCUUUGCUUCGUAAAUAAAAAAAAACAAAUAUAUUAUCGAGCUGCAUAAUAUUGUCUGGUGAAAAAAAAUUCAACAAGUUUCCAUCUGAUAAUAUGUAUCUUAACCUGUAUGUAGCUGCUUCAUCUUCAUCCAGUUUUAAGAUUUCUACGUUGUUUACUAACAAAAAAUAUAAAAGCAACAAUAAACUUUUUUAUUCUAGUCAUAUUUUCAUUUUGUAUAUUAUAUUAUAGGCCAAAAAAUAAAAUCUUGUUUGAACGAUAAAUAUGAGAAAACACGUGCGAUGACGUAAUAAACGCUUAAAGGCUUUCAACAAAUGUUUUUACACAUUAUUUUCAUGUUAUUUAAAAAAAAAAUGCACUCGAAAAAUAGAUAAAACGCUUAUUAUGUGUAGGUAUUGGCGUAUAUACAUUUUUUAUUUUUUAUAACCGGAACACAUACUUUCUACACGUUCUCUAAUAUUGUUUAUUUAUAUGAAUUUAUUUAUAUAUUUAUCUAUAUUAUAUCGUCUGAACGGUAGACUUUCCAAAUUGUGACUCGCCCCAUUCCUCAAGUCUAUCAAAGUUAUCUAAUCUUUUUGAUCUUCUCAUACUCUAUUCUUGCUCGUUCUAUUUGAAAAACAUUAAAACACAAUGAAAAUUAGGUACAAUACAUUAUCGUGUAAAAUGUUUGACGAAUCGUUUAAAAUACCCAAUCGAGUAUUUGAAAUAUCUUUAAUUUUUUGUAUUUGAAUACUUUAUAAAAUUAUCUAUUUUUUAUUUGUAAGAUUAAAAAUAAUUCUAAUAAUUUUCAUUUUCACUUACAUAUAUAUAUUAUGUAUAUUGAACAAAAAUUUUGAAUUCUCGGUAUUUUUUAUGUUCACGAGAGUGAGACCGGAAAAAUCCAAACACGAUAAGAUAAUACAUUGACAAAAUAUAAAUCGAUUGUAUUUGUUUGAACAGCCUUGAGCUGAAUAGCGAUUUACAAGUGCCCCGUAUAGUGUAUAACUUUGAGUGGUCUUAUAAUGUAGGAAAACCGCCAUAUAAUAUUGAAAUCAGAUUCAUCGGUGAUUAAUACUCCGGGAAAGCAUAUAGACACACUAUGCUUUGGAAGUUAUUAUAAUACGGUUCAGUCUUCCACCCGGUCUUAUGUCGCAUAGUAAGUAAUAUAAUUUUAUAAUACAAUGUCGAUAGAGCUAAAAGAGCGUUUAAAAGAAAUAGACCUAGGCUAAUUUUUGGCUCCACAGUCAACAAUAUGUAUUAAUGACGAGGAAUAUGGUAUAAAAAAAACCUUAACGUACUACAGUUGUCACCAUAAAGAGCUGUACAAAAAAGUAGAUUGGCGGGAGCAUGUAUGGAAAUCAAAAGAACCGAUUUGACAAGAAACUGAAUGGAAGCCAAAUACUAAAAAACAGAAAUGGCCAAAAAAAGGAUGAAAGUGCGAAAACACUUAUGAUCGUUGGAAGUCAAGGAUGGAGAAAAUGCUAUAAAUGAUAGGAUAAAGUGAAAGCAGUAAGACUUAAGAGCUUGUAAGUAAGAUAAUAAAAACAACAUAAAGACCAGUGUGUUAUGAUGUGUAAUUUAUUGUAAAUUUGAAAAAAAAAAAUUUGAUAUUUGGGAGAUAAUUUUUUGAAUUUUUCUUGUAGUUUUCUCAAUAAUACUGGAAAUUCGGAAAAUAUGUACUUAUGAUUGCCUUUAUGAAAUAACGAUUUCUAUAAUUUUGGAUUUUGUUUUAUUUCUUGUAAUUCAUUUAAUACUGUAACAUUUUCACUAGAAACUAGAACUUUUUUAGACAUUGUACAACUUUCAAAACAUUCUGGAAUUUGUAUUUUAGUUAUUUUUAGCUGUUUGAAAUUUUCAAGGUUCGAAUAUUCUAUCAUUCUAAUUUUCCACCCGCAACAAUUGCACACCCAAGUCUGUAUUUUCAAAUUAUAGAAAUAUAUAAUUCCUUUUUUUUUCUAGAGUUUUCAAUUUAUUGAGAUAUUUGCAGCAAUUACCAUACUUCUCAAUCUUUGACCUCUUUCUUAAUUGCGUGGUAUGAGUUAUACUCCUGAUCUUCCAUUAUUUAACCCAUGCAUUGCAACCGUGAUCUAUAUCAGCAGUUCUAACUUUCUACCAUUUCUUUUACGCUAUUUCUACAAUGAUCUUUCUUACAAAAAUAAUUCCAACACUUUUUCGUUAAUGAUCUUAUCGAUAUAAUUACAUAGUAUUAUAAUUUCUGGUUGAUUAAUUUAUCAGAUAUGCUUAUGAAUCAUAUUUUGAAACAGGAAGUUAAAAAAAAAAAUUUUUGUUCGAUUAGUAUCCUACAGAAGUUUAAGAUAAUAUAGUUAUAAUAUAUGCUUCCAAAUAUGUUAUACAUUUUCAGAGUUUCUACGUACCACGUGUAAAUUUAAGUUUGUGUAAUUUUUGAUGCAUAAUUUAAUUGUAUUCAACCAAACUGAAUAUCUGACUAUAUUAUAAUAGUAUUAAAUUAAUAUUUUAAAUAUUAUUUUUAGUGCUAUAAAUGUAUAGCUAUAUAAAAGACUUGAUCGUUGAAAAACUAAAUACAGCAAGUAGAAGGAAAAGUAAACACUGUAAAAGGAAAAGUUUGUUUCCCUUGAACCGCGCUUUUAUGUACCGAAGUCAGAGUAUACAAUUAUCCACGAGGGUUCAAUAAGUUUAAAUUAACUAACCCCCACUGCAGUUAUGUACAUAUACAGUUAUUUGUUUUUAUUUUGUUGAAACUGAAAAUGAUAUUAAUUUUUAUAUUAGUAUUAUAACAAAAUAUGUAAUAAAAAAAUAUUUGUAUAGUUUUUGUCCAUCUAUUCUUUGUAAAAGAGUUAAGUCGAUAAUAGUACCAACACUCAUAAUUAAGUAAUCGUGUAAUCGAAUAACUAAAAAGUCAAUUUAGAUUCUAAGUGGAGCGAAGAAGCAUGUGAUUUUACAAAGAUGUUUAUUUUUUUUUUUUUAUGUGUGCAACUUUUAUACCAGCAGAAUAGUUUGGAUUUCUACGUAUAGCACCUUUUCUGAAAUAAAAUUGGCGUUUAAAGAGGAUUUUCUCAUAAAAUCCAAAAAAACAAAACAAAAAACGGGAAAAUAUAAGAAAUUUAGGUAUUAGUUAAAACCUAUUAGGGCCUUCUUUUUUUUUUUGUAAAUAACUUUUCUUCCAGCAAGUUUGCUCUAAAUUUUAAUGAUAGCAAUGUUUUUAAAAGGCAAUUUCACUAGGGAGGUAUUUUAGAGAGGUAAUUUUUUGAUUUUCUGGAGUAAAACAUGGGAAAACCAGAUAAAAUGUAGAAAAAUUUGGACAAUCGGUACAAAAUGUAUUCAAUUUUUUUUUUUUAUAUGAAGCCUAUUAAGUUAUUUUUUUUAUUAUAAGAUAACAUACAUAUGAUUGACAAAGCGUAAUUAUUACCUUAAAUUUGCUCAGAAUCGUUUUUCCGUAAGCUAUGGUUUAUCAUUGGUUACAGAUAUACAUUAAAAUCCCGUCUAUAUCCUAGCAUCUCAACUUCCCACCUACAUCAGUAGCUGCACCAGUCCUCAUUACCUUACCUUUCUUUUUUAGAUUUUGUAUUGUUUGUUAGUUUUGAUGAAUUUUAUUUUUUGGAAAUAACAUUAAAAGGGCAAUGACAAUACAAUGCAAUUAAAACCUAGAUUGAUAAUAAUUUCCGAUUGACAAUAUAUUAUUAGGGCUUAGUUCGGUUCAUAGGACUAACAGAUGCAUAUAAGUGCUUUUAUUAAAUUAUUUUUAAAUUUAUUUUAGUACUCAGUUGGUGCAAUUUACUGGAACACCAGAGAUUAUUCAUUCAGCCAAAAAUAACUAAUAAAAAUGUGUCCCUCUGAUUCUCACAGAUAAGUAAUCAGUGGUCAAAUUUUCGAUUCACGAAAAUAUAUAUGUAGUUACUUACUACUUUCUGUAUAAGAAUGAAAAUCUGAAAUAUUUAUUAAAUGAAGGAUAUUAUUUGAGUAUUGAGUGAAUUGAGAGGAAGUUUACUUUUGAUAAGAUAUUUACCAAAGUUUCAAUGAAAAGAAAUAUUAUUUGCUUCAUUAGUUAUCAGUUGGCUAAUUUGAUAAAUGUGGUCAAGUCUAUAGAAAAUUGAACUGAAGCAUCCGAUACCUAAUCGCUUUAAAUAUGUAAAACUGCACAGUACUAAAGUAUUUAAAACACUUAUUAGCUAUAUUGAAAUACAAUUGUUUUUAAAAUGUAAUUUUAUUAAAUUACAGUUAAAUAUAUAUAUAUAUAUAUAUGUUUUUAUUUAUUUAUUUUAUUUCAAUAAAGUAAAAAACUUGUGAUAUUUUUGACAUCCGAAUUAGAAAGCAUUUUUUAGUUAUUUUUUUUAUUAUUUAAUUAUUAAGAGCACAGACGUAUAAUGAUAUUCCUGGAGGUUCAUUUGUUUAUUUUUUUCCUCCUGUGUAAAAGAUAUUAUAAUAACGAUAUUAUUCAUACAACAGCUAGAGCAACAAGUUGAAAAAACCCGCAAAAUUAAAAUUUUACCCGAAAAGUUGUUGAAAAAAAAAAACCCGCAUUAAUGUGUAUUUGAAUUAUUUAUUUUUUUUAAUUUAUAGUGCCUCCGAAUAUUUUGGACUACCCGACCAGCAACGACAUGGUGCUGAGAGAAGGCGGUAAUGUCUCGAUGCAAUGCUCUGCGUCCGGUUUUCCGACCCCGAACAUCACCUGGCGGAGGGAAGGCGGCGCUCUGAUUUCCGUAACCCCGAAAUCGAACGGUUAGUCAUAAUUAAUCAUAAUAAUAAUAUAUGUUUACUUAAAAUAUGUUAAGUAAGACAUAAAAAAAAAAAACAAUAUUAAACAUAAUCCUAUAUAAUCGUCAACGUCAUAUUAUUAUUUAUACAAUGAUAAUAUAUGUAAUCGCGUGUAUGUUAUAAAUAUAUAUUUCAACGAUGGAAAAAAAAAAACAUUUACGUAUUUGAGGGACUUGAUAAUAUUUUUUAAAUGAUCUGAAAUAACUAUAUCUGUUGCUGAACCUCUGGAUAAAUAUUUAAAUCGGUACGUCUCCGUACUCGAUAUACUGUAUAAUAUCCAUAUAAAAAAUACAUCUUUCAUAUUAUUACUAUAUUACGAACAAUAGUCAUCUUAGGUACUUAAAUUUAACAAUAAUAUUAUUUUGUAAAAUAAACAGUUGUUCCAAUAUUUUAUAGAUACUAUAGCUGGGGUUGUUGUAAAGUAUGUUCCAAUCAUAAUAUAGAUACAAUGGUUUACUAAAUUAUUUAUUAUUUAUUGAAUGUUAUAAAUGAAAAUGAAAUUUACAGUAUAAACAUGAGAGUAUUAAUAUUUGAAAUUUGAAUUUUUUUUUAUUUUGAUCUGAUACUUGUGGGCCGAUUAAUUAAUGAUCGUGGUCGGGAUUUUGCAAACAGGCCGUAACUGGUCACCAUUGUUUUAGAAUUAUCAUAUAUUUGAUAUUUUAUUAUAAUUAUUUAAUUUUUGCAAACUAUGUUUUUUUAUCAGAAAUAUUGCUACAAUAGAAAAACGACGAGAAAACCUUUUUGUAGAAUUUGUAAUCCAGUUUGUGAGUAACUUUUUGUUUGUUUUAGUUUUGUUAUUUUCGAUUCUCCCCCAUUUUUUUUUUUUAAUAAUUGAGCAAAACCGAGAAAACAAGUAAAUUUACGAAAAUAAUACUUUUAUUAUUUCCCUUUUUCUAUUUCUGUUGUAAAUCGAUCAAAACGUAGAGACUUGAAACUUUGACAGGUAACUUAUAUUUGUACUUUCUAGACUUUCCUCUACCUUCCAAACUUCUUACACACAAAAAUGGCCCAACCAUCGUGAAAAUAUGUCGGUUUUUUUUUAUUACAUACCAUUUAUGAUUGCAAUAAAAAAUAUCCUGAAAAUUUCACAUUGGAAGCCAUGUAUAAUAUUCUCAUAAUAUUUAUAUAUAAUGAUAUGAAGUAUAAAUAUGAAAAAUGUAUAAUUGUUUUACUUAAAAAUGUUUUUAUCUUAUAUCUACAAAAUAUAAUAGUUUAUUUUCAAAACUAAUCUAAAAUUUAGUUUAUUUCAUAAAACGUGAGCUUUAACGUCUUUGUUUUUAUUUCACGAGUAUUUCACUAAAUGUCAAUUCGAUUACAACAAAAAUAAAUUCAAUAUUUGGAACGUAGGGAGGGAUUUACCUAUUGUUUUUACUAUGAUUUGUGUUUUAUAUUUUUUUACCGUUUAUUUUUUUGUUGUGUGCAAACUCACAAAUAUUGCUUUGAUAUAUAGAGGGUAUAAUAUUUUCUAAAAAGAAAUUAUGUAUAUUAUUAAAAAGGUAUUUUUUUUUUUUUGAUUUUCUAAACGGUUUUUAAAAUAAUUUAGAAAAACCUGAUACUAAAUUAUUGGUGAAACGACAAAUAUUUAAUUACCGAUUUCAUUGUUUUUAAUUUAUACAUUUUAUAUUUUCUAAGAGGAAAUAUUGUUUCAAUAGAAAAAUUGUUAGACUAAGCAGAAUUUCCUGAAAAUUUAACAUCAUAUAAUUUUCAUUAUAAGUUGUACUUAAGAGUCAAAAAAAAAAAAAAAAAACAAUUUGUGUUUUGUAGUAUAUUCCUUUAUACAAAUUUUAAUAUCAAAUUUUGACGAAAAUCGUAAAUAUUAUGACAUUUCAAAGUGUGUAGAACAGAACUUCUCUCCUAAUCUUUUUUUCGUUAGCAAUGGUUUAUCGUUGGUUACAGGUAUAAAUUAAAUAACUUUAUGUAUUCUACCUUCCCGACUUCUCCCUACACCAGUGGCGUACCCGUAUCCAAUAUAAAUUGUAUUUUUAUUAAAUUAAUUUUGUUUUAUGUCAUGUAUACGUCUCCUUUCUGCAAUAAAUAUUGUUAACAUAUACCUAUACACGGGCAUGUUAUUAUGGCCAUGUCCCCUUUUUGCAGUAACCGCGUGCUUAAUGCGAAAUAAUAAUAAAAUCGAAAAGUAUAGAUAUAUGUACCACUUCUCAUUCCUACAGUAAGUAAGCGAGUCAUAAAAUAUUUUGCACUGGACAAAUAUUUAUUCACUUCAUAUAGAACAUGUUUUUCCUCGAUUCACGCGUAUUAUGAAUGUCCCGGGUUUUAGAUUUUAAGCUGUGCGCUCGUGUAUUUGCGCUUUGCUAGUCAUAUUGACGGAUACAUUUCUCUACAUCCGAACCGUGUAUUCAGUCAUAAUUAUCAAACACGUUUUUAUUUUAAUAAUAAAAACACACAAUAUUAUAACAAAUAUUAUAGCAAUACUAUACACGACUGAAUGGUGUGCAUAUUGUCAACAAUCGGAUUGGCGUCAAAUAAUAUUGCAGAUUUCACGAAUCAAAAAAUAAUUAUAUUAUUAUAUCCAACGGUCGUUGCACGCGCUAAGUAAAAAAAAAAAAAGAAGCGUAACGAACAACAGUGUAUAUUAUAUCAAACAACGUUCCCAUUUAAACACAUGUAAACCGGCUCAUGAUUUUUUCGCACGCAUCACUAUAAAACUACAAAGUCAAUUGAAUUCUAAUUUAUAUUGAAACAUUGAAAAUAUUACUGAAAGGUGUCUUUUCUAAUUUUAUGCAAACCGGUUCAAUAGAACGGAAGUUAUGGGCAUUAAUGUUUGGAAUUUUUACAAAAAAAGGUAUUGAUAUGGACCAAUAUGACUGAUGUGUAAAUUAAAAUUUCCUUUAGGUGUUGCUAGGAUGCAAUCUGAAAGUAUUUUGAAAUAAUAAUAAUAUUGCGCAGCUAAUAAUAGAUCAACUAAAAAAAAAAAAUAUUGUAAAACAAUAUUUUCUCAGUGACGCAUGUUGAAAUCAAUCGCAAAAAAAGGGUGAUACCACAACAAAAACACUUCGUCUACAACUUUGUGUAAAAAAAAGGCUAAGUAAAAAAAAAAUCACCAGUUAUUACGUAUUUUAUAAGUGUUUACCAUCAUAAAGUUGAUAUAUCAUUUGUGGUGCUUAGUAAAGUUUUCGAUUUACUUGGUGAGAGUAAAUAAAAUUUCCUAAAAAGAUGUCCUAAAUAGUUAUACAAUAGCAAAUAGAUAAAAAAGUUAUAAAAUUUACUAAUUAUUUUAUUAUUAUAAUGCUGUAUAAAUAUGCUUAAAUGAAUAAAUAUUUACUUAAAAUACUUAACAUCUUAUUAAACGCGGUUAUGACAUCUAUUUAGGAAAUUUUAUUUUCUCUCGACAAGUUAAUCGAAAAUUUUACUUAGUAUCACAAAUUUAUGAUGCUGAACGCUAACGAGAUACGUAAUAUCUGAUGAUUUUUUUUUUUACUUAGCCUUUCUUUUGUACGGACCUGCAGGCGAAGUGUUUUUGUUGUGACUAAAAGUAUAACGAUGUUUAAUGGAAAGCAGUUUUGUCCACACGUAGCUAAUAAUUUGACCUCACGAGUCGAAACAAAAAAACGUUGUUUUUGUCUACCUGUUAGAUGUCAUAAACAAUGUUGUGACUGAUAGAAAUGUAUACAAUGAAUAAAAAUAAAACUGAACAUUUAAAAAAAAAAAAAAAUCCGAUGAUAUUUGUAUUUAAACACAAAUUGUAAUGUAUGCACGUUGCAAUUUACGCUCUAAGUUAAAGAAAAAUAUAGAAGAAAGAAAGACUGACGUACACAAAGGAAAAUCUAUUCGGCCACGAUAUCGGAAACAAAAAAAAAAAUUAUGUAUUUGAAAAAUGUAACCGCUACGGCGAAAAGGCCGUUCACGUCAUACCGAAUAUUGUCGAUCGAGAUGACACGUGCGGCACUUUUAUUCGUAUACACAACAGAGUUAAUACGCUCUAUUGAUUUUCAUGUACACGGUACAUUUUCAUGUAGAUAGUCGUAUAUAAUGUGUUUUUUAAGUCGAACCGAUUAUUAUAUUAUUUUAACACUGGUCUCUAUAAUAAACACAAUAAUAGUAUAUUAUUUGACGUAUCAUGUUACGAUUGUCUGCGUGUUAUUAGUCAUUAGUACAGGUAAUAGGUACGUUCUAUUUCAGACGUUAUUGCUUAAUUUUAUUUUUUAAAUUCUUAGUAUCCGAGUAUCCGAGGAGUACCUAGUUCUUUAUAAUUGUACGUGUUUUUUUUUCUUCAUUAACCGUAAAACACUUUACGGUUAGUAAAAAAAAUAAUCUUAAACGUUCAUAUCAUGUCUUAAAAACUGCUAAAAAAUUUCAUCCUAAGUUACUUUAUUAAAUUUUGAAACGUGUUUUUAAAUCUCCAAUUAUUUUUCCAAACAAUUUAUUUUCCUUUUUUUAUUUUCUAAUAUUUUUUUUUUUUUUUUGGUUAAGCCAAUGCUCAAUUUUUUUCACUUAGUACCUCGAAAAAUUGUUAAUUUUUUUCCACUGGUGCUUUAUUUAAAACAGUUUUUCACCCUUUUUACUUUUAUUUAACGUACCAGGUGAUCUAUAUAAGUGGGUACACUCAUUAUCUCGAAAAAUAUUAACUUUUUUCUGAAUUUGUUUUCUAGAACAUUUUAGAAACAAGCUGCUUUUUGUCACACUAAUUUUUGGAGAAAAAACCACUCCCUACUUUUGAUUUUCAAAUGGUAACCUAUAUUAGAAAGUCUAUAAAUAUAUGGAAUAUUAGUUAAAAUAAAUUUUAGUGUUGAUUUCCAUCGAUCCGUUGACGAGAUAUUCCACUUUUAAUUUUAGGUUGAAGAAGAGUAAUGGUUCAUAAUUAACACUCCACGCGCCAUACCACCACACAAAUGAUAUUCCACUAAGAACUCUAACGUACUUUUACUAAAUGAAAAAGUAUUUUUCAAAAAAAUAAAACAUCUUAUUAAUGAAAUAAAUAUAGCUUGCCUUCACUACACUCGGUGUCAAAAAAAUAAAGACCCCAUAGUUUUGUUGCAUAAUUUAAAAAAAAAAAUUAUAAAUAUAAUGUUUGUAUUUUUUUUUUUAACAAUUUUUAUACAAUUUUCUUAACUCUCGACUAAAAUGUACAAAAAUUAUAUUUCUACUUAUAACCAAAAUCAAAUUUACUCUACAUUCCCGUCGUGUAUAUUAUAUACGAUAGUUCGUGAUAACAUAUAGAGUUACCAUGCAUAUUAUAAUAUUAUCAUCAUAAAACGUUAUACCUUUACACUACAUCUGGUGUGUCUUAAAUAUUUCAAAAUGAGUAAGUCGGUUAGGUAUACUUACUAUAAUAUGGUUUAGCGACCGUAUUCCAUAAACGCACAGCCGUUGAAAAUUUAAUAAUACACACAACAAUCCAUCAUUAAUCUCGCGUGAACGUCUACAAUGGUGACACUCGUCGAAAAAUCUAAAACGUCGUACUGUUUAAGAGGACCUUCCGAUUUUUUAUAUUGUGACAAAAAUCACUUGGCCAACUCAAAUAAUAAUAAUAUGGAACUAUUUAGAAGACGCCACACCCGCGUGUGUUGUCUCCAUCAUACAAACGUUUACGAUCGAUAAUUUAUGUUAAGCAGGAGUAACUUUGUGUUGUUAUUUUCAAAAUUAGAAUAAAUUGACUUACAGAGUGGCCCAGCGAAACGGAAAAAUUUUAAUUAACGUUUACAAAGUUUAAAAAACUGUUUUUCAAUACUUUUUGUAUAAAAUAUAGAAGGCAUAAUAUGACAUUUAAUAGGUUAAAAACACUAAAAUCUUAAAUUCGGUAAAUAAUAACAGCAAUAUGCUGUAGAGGAGCAGAUGCAUUCCUGGAAUUGUGACGGUUUUGUAUCACAAAGAGUGCUUUGUAACAUCUCCAUUGGGGUAAAAACAAUUUCUUCUUAAAUUCUUGUCUUCAACUAGAAAGAUGUUGUUGGGUGAGUUCAAAUCAUUGUACAGUAUUUGACAGGUAGAUGUUUAUCUGAGAUUAAAUGCUACUGUUUGUUUUAUUACAGAACUUCGUGGGCUCUUUUUAAACAACUUCCGAAUUCAAUGUUCUCAAGGUUUCGUUGAGUUCAUUGCGCUUCUAGAGGUUUCUUUUUAAGACUUGAACCCAUCCAACCUCAAUGUUUAUUCUCAACCCAAGUCUUGAUUGCGUUGCUUAAUGAAACACGAUCAUAACGUCCUAAAUUAAAAUGAUGUCAAAACUUCUAGCAAAUCACAGUCAGACUAUCACUGUUUUGUAAUAUGCCUUGUAAAAUGCGCGUUGUGAACCGAUCCAGUAGAUUUAUGACUACUUAAUGACAGGUAUCUGUGAACACACCAAAAACACUACCGCCUUUCUAAGAGGUCUUCAGUGCUACCACUGUAACUUUUAAAUUUCUCUGUUUCACUAGUCCACUCCGUAUUAUCAAACUUCAAAAUAAAUGCAAUUAGGUAAAACUGCUUGUUUUCGCUAUUUUAAUAUCAAAAAGAAUUUUCAAGUUAAUUGUUUUUAAAUUUUAUGAUAGUUUAAUUCAGUAUAAUAUUAAAACUAACAACUCAAAGUUCCCUCUGUUGAACACAAAUAUACUAUAUCGCACGUUUGUAAAACGAAAACAGAAAAUACGGGUUUGGCAUUCUCCAAUCGCCGUAGAUUAUAGAUUAAUCAAAUUGGUUCAAAAAAAUAAAAACAUUAGAAAAUAAUCAAAAGUCGGAUAAAAUGUUCCCCCUACCACUAACCAAAAACAACAACAACAUUUUUAAUAUUUUACCCUAAUAUAUUUAGCGUUUGGAAAUAUAAAUUUCAAUAUUUUUCAAGUAAAAAAAAAACAAUUUUUUUUUUAAAUCUGACCACUUUAAUAGACAAAAGAGUUAACCAUAUAUAUAAAGCAAUGAUUAUAAGCAAAACAACCAAUCGUGCACGGUUCUCAAGGAAACAUUUUAAAAUAUUGUAAAUAUUAAACGAUUCUACACAUGUGUAUAUUGUAAUAACCAGACAGAAAAAUAAAAUCAUAUUUACUCAAUCUUUAAAACCAGGUCCAUGAUAAAUAAAACACUACACAAAAAUGUGCACAAUUAAGUGCGUAGGGCAUAUUAUAGGUUGCGUAAUAAGUGAUUAGUCGUGUGCUUGGAAGUCUAAAUAAAUGGCAAAACGGAUGUUAAACGAGUUGGUUUGCACCUAAUCAGUUUUUCGAUUGUAACAUUUUAUGUGGAAAUUUCGGAUUUUAAAAAUAAUUUGUUUUUUUUUUAAAGAUAUUAUUACCCCGGGGUCAAAAUACAUUUAAUACAUAUAAUGUUAUUAUAUGGUAAAAACUGUUAAAUUUGGAUAUUCAGCUAAAUAUUAUCGAUCAUAUCGUCGUUAAACGUUUGUUUCUUGACAGUUCAAGAUAUUAUAUUCUACACAGUAUGGCAGUAUAUACCAUGUGUAUGUAAACGUGGUCUCAAAAAAAAAAAAAAAUUGUACCGUGAACUGUAUUGUGAAUUUUAGAUAUCUUUUGUUUUAACGCACGUCCUUUGAACUUUUAUAACUUAUAAAGUUGCGGUUGUUUUGGUGUGGUCCCAUUCAUGUUAAAUCGGACGGUUAAACACAAGGGGAUAAAGGUAUACAUCUUCCCUCCACCACAUUUUUUUAAUAAUAGGGUUUUUUUUUCAACUAUGCUCAUUCUAUUUGUGUGAUUCAAUUAUGCAUAAAUUCAAAUUAUAAUUUUUAAAUGCAUUGAAAAAAAGACAUGUGAUGAGUUACAAUAAAUAAUUUAAGAAGUUAUAUUAAUAGUAUCUUAUGAAGUAUGAAUUUUAUAUUAUGAUUGUUUAGAUAAAUACCCUUUUUUAUAUGAAAAAUAGUAUACAUAGUUUUAAAACAUAGAAUCUAGUAGAUAUUGUUUAUUAGUUCAUUAGUAUAUUAUCAGAGUUCUGGUUUUAUAGCACUGGAAAGUACUGAAAUAUACAAGGUGAUUCAUUUAAGUGAGUACAUUCAUUAUCUCGGAACGUAUUAUCUUUUUUUCGGAAUUUAUAUUCUAGGACAUUUAAGAAACAAGCUACUCCACAAUUUAUAUUUAUGUUAUUUCUUGUCGCACUUAUUUUUGAGGGUAAAACAACUACCUACUUUUGAUUUUUAAAUGGCAACCUAUAUUUCAAAGUCAAUAAAUUGCGUAUUAGUUAAAAUAAAUUUUAGUAUUGAUAUUUUUUAUUUCCGUCCAUCCGUUGACGAAAUACUCUACUUUUAAGUAUGGGUUGGAGGAGAGUAGUAAAGUAUCAUUAGCGUAGCGGUACGGCGCGCGGCGUUUUAAUAAUUCACCACUACUUUCUUUCAACCUAAAAUUAAAAGAGGAAUAUCUCGUCAACGACUUGACAGAAAUCAAAAAUUUCAACACUCAAAUUUAUUUUAACUGAUACUCCAUCUCUUUAUGGAAUUAUAGAACAUAGGUCGCCAUUUGAAAAUCAAAAGUAAAUAGUGGUUUUACCCCCAAAAAUAAGGGUUACGAAAAAUAACAUAAAUAUAAAAUUGUAGUGCUGGUUAUUUCUUAAAUGUUCUAGUAAUUUAAUUCCGAAAGUUAUUACUUCCCGAGAUAAUGCGUGUACCCACUUAAACUAAACUAUUUUAUUAACAUUCCGACGAAUCAUUUUGUGAAUAUGUUGGAGCAAUUAUCAAUAUAAUUUGAAAAUCGUUUUUAAGAAUUCAAAUCACAUAUGAUUUCAUUCGGAUAAUUGAAAACCUAUGUCCGUCUUUUGCAAAUGAGGUUUAAAAAACUGUUCAACUUGAACUUAUUGAUUUAAAAACAAAUAACUAAUUGAAAAACGUAUGUAAAGAAAUCACAGACAAAAACGGACCGCGGGUUGAGCACGCCUGUAUUAUACCCUCCAAAUUCGAUUUAUUAUUAUGUACUUUUUUUUCUACGAUUUAUCGAACUUUUAAUAAUAAACUUUGUACAAAUCAUCUAGGUACCUAUACCGUUUAGGUAACGGGCGCAGCAAACAAACCCAUCAAAUGCACAUGGCACGAAAUACUUAUAAGACCUAUACAUACACCGUACACGCACACACAUACACACACAAGUACAUAUUAUAUAUCCUAUACAAACCUGUCAAAUAGGUAGCGAAUCGUUAUCACUGUAAUAGUAUUGUAUAAAUGUUACACAACAGUAUGUGUAAUAUGGGAAUAAAAGUUAAAAAGAUUUUCUGGUGUUUAUUGCAUUGUUUUCCUUGAGUUAAAUUAAAUAUUGCUAAUAACGUUGUAAAUCAACGAAAUAAUAUUUUAACUUAUUGCGCUAGUUUAAUAUCAGUAUAAUAUCACAAAAUUAUUUUUCGUUAUAAAUAGGUAUAAUAUUAUUUUUUGAAUUUUCGUACACUUUUGCCAUUUCAAAAUAAAAACUUUUUACAAGGAAAUUAAAACACUUGGAAGAAAAUAAAAAAAAAUAAAUAUAUUUAUUAAGCCCACAGUCGCUGAUUAUAAAUAUGUUGCAAUAAUCGCAUUAAAUAUUUUUAAUUAUUGAUUUCCGCAUAUCUACUUAAAAAAUAAUAUUUUCAUUUUAUUUAUUCGUAUUAUUUAUUUCGUAAACUUUGCUUUUUAAAUAUAGAAGAAAUAUUCUCACUUUUAAAAAAAUGCGAAUUUAUAUUCAAAUGUUUAACGUUAACUUAACAGUUUUCGAUAAGAAGGUAUUAAUGGGGAAUCUUGUGAAAUGAUUUUUUCCUAAAAAUAAAAUUCGGUAAGUAGGCACCUACUUAAUGUAGAUAAAUAUUAAUUUAUUAAAAUAUAACGCUGAUAAAGUUAAAUAUAAAAUAUAAACUUAAAAAUAAUUUAUAAUACCAACAGAAUAAGCGUACAAUAUAGGCGUAUUUCUGAAACGGGUGAAGGAUGCGAUUGCCCCCCCCCCCGUAUGCAACGUGAUGUUCUUUUUUUUUAUGUACAAAUGCAACUAGUUCCAAACGCCAAAAAGAUGAUUCCGGAUCUAGGAAAUACUUUGAUUGAAACAAGAAUGUAACACUUCUCAUUGAUAAAUUUCAAUAAAUAUUCUCUCAAAGGUCAGAUAAAAUGAUGGAAACCUGACUGGGAAAAAUCGUUUUGCAAAGAUAUAAUAAAAUAACAUAUUUUUCGAAUCAAAAUCAAAAUGUUUAAUUAAAUUUAAAUUUUAGAUUCUGAGUGUGCAUUAGGUACAUUCUUCACACCUAUUGGAUUUACGUUUUAUUUUUUUUUAUACUGUGACAACAAUGUCUACUAUUUUAGACGAAAAAUUGUAAAAGUUUUGUCCCGAUUUCCUGUCCCUUUGGAUAUUAUGAAAAGUACAAGAAAAAUCAGAUAUACGAAAUUAUCCGCGAGAAUCAUAAACUAUUACUUCUGACGUUUAAUUAUUAGAUAAAUUCUUUGUUUAAAACUGGUCAAAAAUUUUUUUACAGACAGAAAAAUAUACACAUCAAAUCAUAAAACUAAUACAUUCCUUGUUUAUCUCGGAAGGUUAUGUUAUCUUAUCUUAUAUAUACAAUUCUCCGGAAACAGUAUUUGUUAUUCGAGAACUCCUCUGAAACGGCUUGAUCGAUUUUCAUGAAAUUGUUUGUGUAUAUUUGAUAGGUCUAAGGUCAUAAAGUAUUUUUCACCCUCCUACUCUCACCUACUAUUUGAUUUUGAUUAUCGUGAUUUUAGUAUUUUCGUUUAUAAAUAUAUAUAUAUGUAUAUAAAAAAUGAAAAAAAAAAAAAAGGUGUUUAAUUAUUAUUACAAAUUAAUCGGAAAAUAUCACGUGGUCAUCAGAAUCGGUCCAGCAGUUCUUGAGUUAUAAAUGAUGUAACUAACCCGAAUUUGUUUUAUUUAUUUAAGAUUUUUGUUUAUUCAAGAGUUGCCACGGAAAAGAAAACUGUUACAAUUAUUAUUAUUAUUAUUAUUAUUACUAUUUACACUGUUCAAAUUUCGCAAUAGAACACAUUGGUGGACCAUACACUUUCCACCUAUUUGUUGCCAUUCAAUUCUAACACGGCCAAAAUCGAAUAUGAAUACGAGUAAAAUAAUAAUACUGCAAGUUGGCACGGGCAACGCCGGGCGCGGGACAACUAGUAUUAAAUAAAUGUACGUUUUAAUUUGGUGUAAUUUAUUUUCGUAGUAAUUAAAAUUAUUUACGCUUUAUGUGAUUCAUGCCAUAAAAUCAACUAUUUAAAAUUAAAUAAACAUGUUGGCAUUGUGUGCGGAUGCCGCAAUAUUAUAAUAAUAUAUGGUUUCAACGUCAUACAACUUAUUUAGUUAAUAAAACGGUCUCGUACAGAAAUACGCUUUACAAUAGUAUUAUUUUGAUCUGCACUAAACCAACACGGUAUUAUUAUGGUCAUAUUAUUAUAAUAUCGGCGCCAUGUGGUGUUUCGUUAACGUUCGUACAAUAAUAUUUUCGUAAAUAAUUAUCGUGUUAUUCCGGAAGGUCUGUCCGACUACCAUGGACGUUAACGUGAAAUGGUCGAAAGCGCAUGAAAAACAUUCGGCAGUACGAGAUGAGAACGGUCAACAUAUUAUUACCAUAGGCGUGUCUACGGGGGGGGGGGUGAUAGGGCGGACAGCUGCUUCUUCGAUGAGACCUGAGACUUAUUGUAUUAUAUUUUAUCAUUUACUGUCUAUUAUUUUAUAACCAUCCUAAAAUAUUCGUUUGCAAUCUAUCGUAAUUUUGUAAACGAGUUUAUUAUCAGAUUUAAACGUAGGAUAAAAUGAUUAACGACACACAUUGGUUAGGUUCAAUCAAGAGACAAUUCUAACGUCAAACGAUAAAAAAGGUAUUGGCCGUUUAGUUAAUUUUUGAAGUUAAUAAUGAAAAUGUUUUGAAUUUGAUUCAGGUGUUUGAUUUAAACCAGAAUUAGUGAACAAACGAAGAUCAGCGUUUAUAACAAUCCAAUUACCUAAAGCCAGCAAAAAUAAAUGUCUUAAUUAGAUAUAAUGGCAGGUUUAAAAUGAAAGAGACACGAUAUUUAUAAAUGCAUCAUAAUAUUUAGCUAUGAAAACUUUUGUUACCGCUUUAUUAAACAAGAAUUAGAUUAUAAUAACAACGGUAAUGUCGUUAUAAAAACUGUUAAAAUUUCAAGACCAUACAUACCAUCGAAACAUUACACUGCAGAAUACAACUGUUAUUAUUCACAACAUUUACAAUACACAGUAAAUAAAUGUAUUUAUUUAUUCAAAACGAAUUAUAAUCAUUAGGUAACCAAUGUGUUUUAGUUGCGUUAAAAUAUUUAUUAUCACAAGAUUACACGCGACUAACACGUGUCUACACAUUAUGGGUACAUAUAUAUUUAUAGAUGUAUCAUUUUCAAAAUUUAGAUUAAGAGCUUUGGAUUAUGAUUUUUGAAAAAAGUACAACAAUUUUAGGUGAAUAUGUUAAUAUUGAUUAGUUACACUCUGGAGAAUGAGCGAAUAUACACAGACAUACAUUUUAACUUUUCCUCCCCAACGCUUAUGUAUAUUAUUAUACAUACCUAUCCAUCCAUGAAUGUACUUUUGCCCGUGAAAGUAAAUAAUUUUCAAUUCAUUUUAAACACCAGGAUAUCAGAAUCCGAACCCGAAUCGACUUUUAUCGCCAAAAAAAAUUUCACUAACGAUCGAACACUGUUACGAAUUCUGACCGGGUACGAUCGCGUCACGCACGUUUACGUUCGUAGAUAUGUACACUGGUACCUACACGUAAUUGGCAUCCGGACAAAAGGCGUUAUCGAUACCAUUUCACAAACGCGUAUAAUAUUUACAUGUAUGAAUUCUUUUAUAUUUCAUACUCACACCGUGUAGACGUGUAGUGCACUACAAUUAUUAUUACUACGACUAUUAUAAAACAUGUGCACUGUCUACUAUGAUACCGUCACCUUACAUUUUUACCAAGACCGUUCGACGUCUGUAUAAAAAAUAAUAUGCCCAUAGACUACAAUAUAGGUGCAUAUUAUAGUAAAAACGACAGCGACUUUGUGUUUUUCUUUCUCCUGUUUUCGUACCUAGUGUGACGAAGAUUUUGUUUGUUUUUUUGUUUUUUUUUUUUUUUUUUUUUUUUUUUGUUACGUUCGUAUGUCCGCGAAAAUGCGACGACGUUUUCACGAGUAAUCGGCGUCGCCGUGUAUGAUGAUCGACUAUUCUGUCCGAACAGUACUUUAUAUUAUAGCCUAUACUCGUCAUUGUCGUCACCUACCGCUAACAUUUUCUCAUUUCAACGUGGUUUUAUAUUGCAUUCAUAUACUAGUUUAGGCAUAGGCAAUUUUUACUAGCCAUAAAAAAAUAUGUACUGUAUUUAUUUCCUCGGUAACAAAAAAAAAAAAGAAAAGAAAAAGAAUUGUAACUAUCUUCAAAAUCAAUACGUUUUGUACAUUAUAAACUUGUUGGGUAACGAGUAAAUACAACUAUCGACGUUUCAAUGUAAAGUAUUCCUUACAUAAUAUUGUAAAUCAGCUACAUCAGUAAUGGAUUUCUAAAUGAGGGCUAAACAUAGUGAAUAAAACUAAGUAUACCUACAUUUAAUAAUGCAAGCAUACAUCUAUUAUGCUUAAAGCAUUUUUUUUAAGGUUACAUUUUGCACAAUACGCAAUAAAACAUUGUGUAAUAGUGUAACAUAAGUAAUUAUUUUGUGUGGGUAUUUUAUUUAGUUGAUAGUGCAAAUGCUCAAAAAUUAUUAUUUUAUUAAUUGUACUUUUUCGAAAAUAGAUAGCUUUUAUUUAUCUAUUUAUUUUAGAUUCUGAGUGGAGUGAAGAAGCUAAUGGUUUUUCAAUGAUAUUUAUUUCAUUUCUUUUUUCUGUGGACAACUUUUCUACCAAAAUCCUCGGUCCAAUUUUUAAAUGUAGCACUUUUUCUGAAAGGAAAUCUAAUUGGGAAGAUACUUGAAGGUGGUCAUUUUUUGAUUUUCUUUUAGGAGUUUUUCCAGUAAAUGAUAAAAACCUAGAAAAAACAUUGGAACGCCGGAAAAAACGUAGACAAAACGGCAAAAUAGGUACAAUAUUAAACAAUUAUUAUUGAAGAAAAUGUAUAAUGUACGUGCGAUUAUUUUACCAUAAUAUGACGCAUAUAUAUAUAUUGUUGACAUAGCAACACUGUCAACUAAACUCUGCUCAGGAUCGUUUUUUCGUUAGCAAGGGUUUACCGAUAUACAUUAAAUUUCCCCUCUACUACCUUCAAAACUUUUCAAUUACAAUAUUGGCACACCAACCUGUGAAGUGUGUUUUUAUUUAUUUUAACACAUCUAACAUCUCCUCGUUCUCACUAUUGAUUAAAGCUGAUUAGCCAUUUAGCUAUUGCACCUUUGCACUGGUGUACGCCACUGCAGUGCACAUUCGAUUCUUUAUCAAAUACAUUUUGUAGCUGUAAAAAUAAAUAAUGUAAUAAGUCGUUUUAUUCAAUUUAUUUUAAGUGUUUCACUAUAUUACGAAGCUAGGUACGCGAAAAGUUAUAUACAGGUAUAUUUUGAAAAUAAAACCAAUAUAAUAAAUUCAAAAUCGACUAAUUAUUUUCUCGUUCCACUCGCUAUCUAAAAUCGUAUAAAACAAAACUAAAUACAAAGCCAAAUUAAUCUAAAUAAUGAAGAAAUAUAUUAUAUGAUAUAUUUAUGAAAAGGAUCAAGCGCGUAAAAGAAUAACGAACUUUAUUUUUAAUGAUGAUUGAAAUGAAAUGUUCCACAAUAAUGAAAAUGAUUGAGUGUUCCGAAAUAGAAAGUUGUUAUGCUUAUGACUAUUAUAAAUUAAAUUAUGACGAGUAACUUUUAAUUUAAUUAUUAAGUUCAAGAAUCAAUUUAUAAUACUGCAGAACUAUAAAAUUUUGUGAAAUAAUAAUACAAAAAUAAAAUAUUACAAGUUCACAAUUAUAGCAUAAUAUAUAGUAAAAUGUAUUAAAUUAAAUUAUAAAUUUUAGGCAUCUACUUCAAAUCGAUUAUAGAACUAAAACCCAAAAUGUUUUUUGUUGUUGUAUAAAUCGAUGACCUGUUAUUUUAGAUUACUGUUUUUUAUUGUCUCUAAACAACUUUUCUAUGCCUGUGAUUCCCAUCAAAUCAAAUUGAAAUUUAGUUGAAAAUAAUUGUAAAAACAUGACAUGGUUACUUAUAUUAAUACUUGUUAGACGUGAUCAAAUUAUCAGAAUAUUUUCCUAUAUUUUAGCUAAACGAUUUUUUUUUUCGUAUACAAUUUUCCGAUUUAUGUGAAUACAGUUUAUGAGACCAAAUUUCGCUCAGAAAUGCUUUUUAUAAUAAAUAAUUCUGACGAAAAUUUAAUUGCUGUGUAUUGUAUCUUACCUUCCUAACUUUCUAUAUAAAGUAAUGUCAUACAUAUAGUGCGACAUUAAUCGUCUAUUUUUUUCAAUUCCCAUAUUUUAUUAUUUUAAUCAAUAGAAACUGUUAGUAUAAUUGCAUAUGGGGAGAAAAAAAACUAAAACACGCCAUAACUAUUAGGUGUUCACUCUCCACUGAACUCAUUUAUUCGAUUGUUCCUUUUAGUCAGAAUUACGAGAAUAUUACUUUGCAGUGGGUGGUUUAAAUGAGCCCAAUUUUUAUAUUAUUUUUAAAUAUUCACUUCGGCAAUUUCGUAAGUUAUAAAUAUAAACGUUGUGUUGUUGGGAGUUAUAUUGGUUGAUUUAUUGAAAAAUAAUAUUCAACAGUGUAUUUUUGACCACUUGGUAAAACGUUUUCUUACCUUUUCAUCCGGAAAAAAAAUUUAAAUAUUUAAAUUGAAUAAUUGAAUAAUUAAAAUAUAUAAAGUCCCAUCAGACGAGAAAUAUAAUAAUUAUAAUAGUUUUUGGGAAAUCACCAGGCAAAUUUAGUGUAUAUAUAACGAUUUAUAUACUAAAAUUUACAAAUUAAUUAAUAAUUUAAAUAGAUACACAUAGCUAGUUUAUACGCUUUUUUAAAUCGUAUAUUUAAGAACCUUUUUUUUCUGUUUAUCGGUUGGAUUUAAAAAUACAAUACCUUUUUCAAGAGUAUACAAAUUAAGUGAUUUUUUUCUGCUUAUUUGUUCCAUUUUAAUAGAAUCGGGCACCUUUUUAAUAUUGGCCCCCGUGUCCCAACAUUCCUUUAUCAUGCACAACAUUGUUAAUGUUAUACACAAAAAAACGUCAAAAUAAUCACCUGACGUAGAAAUGUGCAAAGUUUUGAACUUGAGUACACUAACUUAAGAUAGCAAAAUAAUUCGUGUGAUGACUAUGUGAACUGUAAAAAAGUUCACGGAUAUAAAAAUUAUUAUUUUUAACCAUUCAUUAUUUACCAAUAACUCUAGUAAAAAUAAUCGACCACGUAAAUGACAAUAAUAUAACUUACAGAAACAAUAUACUUUAAUAUAAAAUAUGUUUUAGAUUCCGAGUGAAGUAACUUGAUAGGUAUAAUAAUCGUCUUAAUUUAGGUCUUGAAAGUAAUAAAAGUGACAAAAUGAUAAAAUUGAUCAAAAAUCAAUGUAAACAUCGUAUAAUAAUUAAAAUAAAAUCAUAAUAAAAUAAUAUAGAUAUAUUAUUCUACUAUACAAUAUUAAUUAAAUUUAGUAAAAUAAAUUUUAAAAAGUUUUCAAUAUUUCUCUCUUUGUUUUUGUACUUUCCAUAUAAAAAGUGAAGUUUUUUUUAUAUCGACAUGUAUUUUUAUUUUUUUUUUAGUGGUUCGCCAUUUUUUUUUUUUAAACUUAUUUUGCACUGGUCAACCACCUACCCCAACAUAUUUUUACAAUAAAUAGCUAAAUAUUUAGGUGAGAAUCUGAAAAAUAAUUUGGAAAACCUAAGAUAUAUCGGUUAGGUUGUUAGUUCUUUGUUGUCCAUUGUUUAUUUGAUACGUCAUGUACAUUCCAAACUAUUCCAAACUAUAACCCGUUCCUAUUGAUUUGGAUUAGUUUUUGUUAUCUCGUUAUACCUACAGUCAAAAAGCCGGACAUGUUUACCUCAACACAUUUUUUCCCGGACAUUUCUUCCUCAAAUAUUUUUACCUACAUCCGAAAUAACAGCAGUAUGUAUCUUAUGAUGUGGAAUGUUAUUUUAGUAGACAAAAAUCAGUGUUAAUAUCGAAUCGGCAAUUUAAAACACCAUAAUAUGGUUUGCCAUUGUUUUACUUUGAAAUGAUUAAAAAUUAAAAACAGGGAAUUGUAUUAUUCAAAAAUUAUUCCGAAUUUCAUUUUAAUUCGACACGUUUACAUAUUUUUAAUUUUUUGCUACAUAUUUUGGCCAUUUUAAUUACAUGUAUAAUAUCUACAUACUCUUUGGUUUUCUAUUACAUAUAAUUCCUAGCCCUAAUAAUAAAUUAUGGGGUUCUGACGUAUUGCUGGUAACACUAUAAUUUCUAAUUCAAACGACGCGUGGACGCAAACCAAAUGACCAAAACAGAUACUAAUUAUAUAAUUUAGUGUAAAAACUUUAUUAUAUUUUAUAAUAAUUAUUUCGUUACAAACAAUCUAAUCUCAAGAACUUAUCAGCCAGAAUCUCGUUUUUAAAUAUCAUACUUCGUAUACAUCAUUUUAUCUUAGUACCUAAAUACUUGUUAAUAGAAUUGAACAUAAUACUGGUAUUCCAGAUAUUCAACUGAUCGCAAAUAACUAUUGGCUUUCAAUGUGUGAAAAAAUAAUUUGUGUUUGUUUUUUUUUUUUUUUUGCGACCUGAGCUCUAGUUGUAUACCUUGCCAGUAUUUUGUAGGGCGUUUAUUUAAUUAUACUUUGGAUUAGUGGUUUACGCCCGAACCAAACGUAUUGUCUUAACAAAAACAACGGAACUGUUAUUUUACUUCUUGCCGUGCAUCACCGCAAUAAUAAUAAUAAUAAUAAUAGUACGACGGUUACGGACGACAAAUCAUAACAAAAUAAUUCCACACAGUUCUCGAUUUCGGUGUGUGCACGUGUAAUAACAGCCCGUUUUGGCAUUACGUUACAAUUAAUUUCAAAAUUUAGCUGCAACUUAAGCAAAUAAACGUGGGGUUCAUUUAGUCGGUAGUCGGUACACGCCCUAGUUCUACUGGCGUAGUUUCAUGCGCGUAUUGUCGACAUAAAAACAAAACCAAACCAACUAUUCAGCUCUAAUAUAAUAAUAUUCUAACAUCAUUGUUGAUUUGAAAACCAAUUGUUGUAAAUAAAAUAUUUGUUCGACAAUACAUAUAUGUGUAUAUAAGUGUAUAUCAGUCUAUAACAGCGUUUCCCAAAUGAGGGGCAUGAACAAAUUGCUGGGAAGGUGCAAGCAGUUAUUUUUAUUUUACAAUGAAGGGAAAAAAAAAUAAAUAAUGACCGAUGAAUGAGUAUCAAUAAAUAGUACGAGCAAGGCCAUAUUUAGGUAGUGGCGACAGAGGGUGCACCGUUGCGAAUUUUUUAUAAGGUUCGUUUGCUUAUCAAGACCUUAGUGACCUUUUUUUUUGCUCAUCACGUUUGUAAAAAUGGGAGAUUUGUAAAAAUCUUCAAUGAGGCGUAUAAUAAAAACAAAAUAGGAUACACUGUAGAGUCUAAAAAAUCCUACCAAAUACAAAAUUCUACGACGAAAAUCACCGUUGCCAAUUGCGAAGUAUUAAACAUUUUUAAAAUAAUUUGUUUUGAUUCAUGCCUAUCAAAUGUGAAUUUUGAUUUUUAAAAAAUCUUCUUUGCUUCUUUUAACUCCUACGGCGCGGUUUUCCAUAACAAAUUGAUGGUUUUUAUCGGAUUACUUUGUAAUUACUGGUAAAUACUUUGAAUUCGGGCACUGAUUAAGUAAUAUCAAGAUGUUCCGCAACAACUGGCGAGCGCUAAAUAUUACGUUUAUGCUCUUUUCGCAAGCUUAGGUAUAUAACUAUCGGUCGUAUCUACAUAGUAUACUCAUUAAUCGGCGUAGCGUCGAGAAAAGAGACGACUGUAUUUGGUCUCCUCUUCAUUUUGCAGUCGAGUCAUCGUGUUCUAAGUGCUCUCCAAUUAGACGUGUCUCACAAACUCCGGGGCCUUAUAUGUUUCAGAAAUGAGUAGGUACCUAUAUUAUUAUAGUAGACACCUAGUUAAAUAUUUCAAACGAAAACUAACGACGAACAAACAUCAUUGUCGGACGAAACUUUCUCUCCCCUGGCUACUACAGGUACUCUGACUAUACGUCACAUUAGAUUUUCUUUAUUACAUAUUUAUAUGUAUAAUUAUUAUCCGUUUUGUUCCAUUGUGUUAUUUGUGAUACGGGUCGGCAAUAACUGAACCAACGAGAAUUGUAACUAUACACCAACAAAAAAUAAAUAAUGUACGUUUCGUUAACAUUAGUUUUACAACACAUGGUAAAUAAAAUUCGAGUGUGUUUGUGAUUUAGGUAUAAGUAUAACUAUCAGUUUUUAAGCUCAUAUUAUGGUUAUUUAAAUGAUAUAAAACCCAUAUAACUGGACGUACGAAUGUUGUCUGUCUGAUUGCUUGGAUUGAUUUCAGAAAUGGCUUCUAUGGAAAUCUAUCAUCAAUACGAUUGCAGAUAAAUAAAAUGUUGAUAACAAUGUAAUUUAACAGAUUUUAGCACUUACUGUUUGAGUAAUAACAAACAUUUUGGCUUCGUUUUUAAUAAUCUAUUCAAUUUCAAAUUUUUAAAUCUGAACGUAGCGAGAGUCUAGGACAAAUCGUCGCGGCAUGUUUUACUUUUUAUGACCGGAUCUAUGUAUUUAUUAAAAAUAAAUAAUAAGUAUAAUAGUUUAAUUUCCUGUAUCAUUACAAAACAAAAUAUUUAAACACGUUUUGUAUGAUUAAAAUUAAAUUUGUCUAAUACGUAAAUAAAACCAUCUUGUAAAAACAUUUUAUGAUAACGAUUUGAUAGUUUAAUGUUGAAUAUUAUUGUGUCCGAAUAAGGACGAACACAAUACUUUGAAUUCCAGUUACGAAAUAACAACUGGUCGGGGUAACAAGAGGUUUUUUUGCACACCAGAGUUAAACUGAUACAACGUUCUGUAAGUAUCUAUAUUAUAUAUAGAUUCACAAUUGAAUAAAUAACUUUAUUUCAAACGUUAAUAAUUUAUAUGAGUUCAUAGUUUACCGAGCUGGAAAAAAAUAAUUUUUUUUUUCAAUGUUUUUGUUUAUUGCCCCCGUUAAUACAGACCGUGAUAGCACAACACGUACACUCUUAAUUAAUAAUGUAUACCUACGUUUAAAAAAUGAUUUAUUAUUUAAUGUUCAUUUUAAAAUAAAUACACCGAAAAGAAGUAAUAGGUAGUAAUAAAUUAAACGGUAUAAUAUUAUACGGUAUUACGUGCAUUUGUAUUAUAGUCGAGUUCAUAAAACGGUAACCUAACCCUUUCUAUACGUCAUAUACUAUAUAAGGAUUACAAUUUCAAAAAUAAAAAAAAAAUGUAUAUAUAUAUAUAUAUAGGUAUAUUUAACAAUAAAUUAAUGAAUAUAAUCUUUUUGUCAGCGUGCGUAAAACACGAGAUAUAUUCAUAUUAUAAUAUAUAAAUAUAAUCAUUUUAAUCACUUGUUCCUUAACAAAAAAAAAAAAAAAACUUAACUGAUUCCCAUGCGUAAAUUUUCAUUCCAAUAGAUUUUUUUUUAAUUUCUGAGUGUAGCAAAAAAUGUAUUAGUUUUACUACGAUUUUAAUUAUUAUUAUUUUUUUUUUUUAUGCUGUGUACAAAAAUUCUAUCAGAAAUCUUACUCAGAUAAAUACGUGCGGUAUCAUUUCUGAAAGGAAAUUUUGUCCAAAUAAUAUUUUUAAGAGGUAAUUUUUUUGAUUAUCCAAGCGGUUUUAAUAAUAUCUGGGAAAAAUCAGGAUAAACCGUAAGAAAAACGGGAAAUUUACGAAAAUAAUGCUUUUAUUAUUUUUCAAUUUUGUUAAUUAUUGUUAUUCAGUUAAAAAUAUUCGUAGAGACUACCAUUAUAUAACAUAAUAUAUAUUGUUGAAAAAACAUCACUAUCAAGUGAACUGCGCUCAGAAUCGCUUUUUCGUUAGCAAUGGUUUAUCUUUGCUUACAGAUAUACAUUAAAUUACAUACGACAGUGGCUGCACCCGUCUCCAUUAUCUUAAGACGUCUUUUUUCAUCCUUUUUCUUUAUUAUAUGAUCAUACAGGUGUUAGUUUUAUAAAUAAUAUGGUAGAGGUGUAAAUGUUAAUAUAUAUGUAUUAAUUAUAUAUAUACUUCGAGGACGAUUUCUUUGGCUGCAACUCAUGUUUACGUACAAUCUAAUAUUUUAACCUAAAAUAACGGAACUCAUUUGGGUACAUGAUACAAUUAAACCUACAAAUGCUUUACGCUCGGUCUAAUAUUUGUAUUUUAUUUUUAUAUGAAACGGAAUUUUCGAGAUAAAAUAUUGACAAAUACAACUUGAUGAUAACUCAAACUAUCUUCCGAUAAAUCAUCUAAUUAUCACAACGCAAGUUCAGUACAACGUGACAACUUGUAUUGGGUGUGACGCAUUCUACGAAUUUAUAAUUUAUAAUAUUUACGUUUGAUUUCGAAAGAAGUGAAGUGUUUGAAUCACAAUCUGGAAUUAUGUGUAUCAAUAUAAACGAUAUAUUUGAAAAAAACCUAUAUGAUUUCCGUGUUAUAAAACUGAUCGUACAUUUUUAACUACAAAUAUGAAAAAAUAUUUCCAUAGACGGUCCUGAGUCUGUAAAGAGGAAGGAAAAUGUACGCAGGUACCGCAUAAGAAAACAAAUUGUUCCCACAAUACAAUUGGUAAUUUUGUGCGCAAACUAAUUGUCUUUUAGGUAUUUUUGAGCAAUCUCGGACCACCGAUUUUUUUCAUCAUGAUCUAGCGAUUAUCUAGACGAAAAUUGUAGGUAACAUUGAUUUUGGUUUUUUUUUUUUCUGACCCAUUUUUGAAUCCAUUAACGAUCUUAUUUAAAAUAUUUUUGAAAUUUCACUCGUAUAUUGUCAACUAUUUUUAACCCCUCUCUUCUUAUACAAACCAGUAGAUUCAAAAAGAGACUCUUGUCACCGAACAUUUCAAUAUACAUCGAUACCACUCAUACGUUGUACACGUAUGUAUCGGAUUUAUUACCCAAGCAAGUUUAAGAUUUAGACCGAAGAGUAGAGAAGAGUCUUUACAAUUUAAUGUAUCCUUCAGCUUAUAUAAUUACAAAUAUUUGAUGAUCAAAAAAAAAAAAUUUAAAACAAACUUUACUUAAAAUCCUUCGAGAAAAUCGAUGGAUCAUGAAAAAAAAAAUAAUUAUCUAUAUAGGUACCUAAUGUAAUUUGGUUCUACAUGGAUGUAACGUACACAAUUCGGUGAUAUUAUUAAAUUAUAUACAAAUGUCAUAUUAUUAUUACGUUUAAUCCUUUCUACACGUGCAUAUGGAUUUAGUUAUUCCAGUUGUUAUUCCAUCUAAAAUUAAACCGUCUCUAUUCUGUGAAGGCCUCCUUGUCUUAAUCUCCUCUCUAUAAUAACUAACCCCAAAGUCACCGCGCUUUCUGGCCAACUUGGUUUAAUAUUUUGCAUAUUAAAUAAUAUACAAAGUUCCGUCGCUGAUUUGUCUAGAUUGUUAUAAUGUAAUGCAGCACAAUUAAGCAACUACAUUUAUUUGUAAAAUUGUUUUGUUUUGCACCAGAAGGAUUUAAGUGUUCGUGUACAAACAUUUCAAAUUUGAUCAAAACAACAAUAUGUCAGAUAUAAACUCGAAAUAAUUUUCUUAAACCGAUUUAACUCGUACGUAAUAUAUUAUUAUACGUUGCAUGUGUAUUACACGAUAUUAAAUUAUUAUAGUUUCUAUUUUAUUAAGUGACCUGAGGUUUCAUCGGUGUCUAUACCAGAACAUCUCUUGAAUACGAUGAAAUUAUUCCAUUUUUAAUAAAAUACUAACAAUAUUAUAAUAUAUAAUAAAUACCACUCCUUAAUUAAGCAUUUUAAUUUCCCUACCUAAUUAAAUUAUUAUAGUCGAGUAACGAUGAUUUAAAAUCCGAGGGGAGCUACUUAGCUACUUAUAGUUAGUUGGUGAAUUUGUUUAAUUAGUUAUUGUCAGAAUAUUUAUUGACCUACAUUUUAUUCUGAAUAUACAAUAAUGGUGUUAUAGUUAUACGAGCCUCCCUAGAGAGUUGACGAAUAAUUAUUAUUAUAUAAAUAUAAUGGCCGACAAAAUUACGUUUACAUUUAACGUGAAAAUACUUAAUCGCGAAUAUCUUAAUAAUAAUAAUAAUAAUAAUAAUAAUAAUAAUACAUAACUACUAAAUCAAAUAAUUAAUUACAUUUUCCAAGGUUUUUAAAAAUUGAAUUAUAAAAAAAAAAACUUUAAAACAAUUAUAUGAUUGUAUCAAUUCUAUAUGUAGGGUUUUUAUAGGUAUUAAAUUAUCUACUACAGAUAUAGGUAGGUAUAUUUGUACCUAUAAUUUUAUCAUAUUUAGAUAGAUAAAAAAUAAAAACUUAAUAUUAAUAAUAAGUUACAUAAGAUAAAUAAUUGAAUCGUUUCUUUAUAAUAAGUUACACAUUUAUUUAAAUAAUAUGGUAAUACAUAUUAUAAUGUAUAAUUUGUAUUCAAAUUUGGUUUAAUUUAUUAAUUAAUUAUAAAUUUACAUCAAUCAUACAACCUUUGUGAAAACUAGAUGUUUAAUGUAUACCGAAGCCGGUACACAUUUACUACUUUUAGCACUUAUAAUCAACCUUCACUAAAAAUGUCAAGCAUUUCUGUUUAGUUUAACAAUCAUAUCCACAGAAUAUAUCUGCCAAACACAAAUUAGGUACCUACUUAAAAACAUUCGCAGAAAUAAAAUGUCUAAAUAUAGCAAAAAAUUCCUCAAAUAUUUUGAACAUUCUACCGAUUCUAGAAAAAACAAAUGUAAACAUUUCAAGUCUCUACAAAUAUUUUUAACAGAUUCAUAACAAAAUAUCAAAAAAUUAAAAAUAAUAAAAAUAUUAUUUUCGUAAAUUUUCCCGGUUUUUGUACGUAUUUUUUUUUUUUUUUUUUUUUUUUUUUUUUGAUUUUGUUGAAUUUUUUUCUGCUCGAAUAAUCAAAAAAAAAAAGACUUCCAUACACACAGACUAGAUUAAAAAUGCAACAAAAAAGUUUCUCUUAUCGUAUUUUUAUUGGAGCAAUAUUUCUGUUAGAAAACAUAAAGCGUAUACAUUUACAAUAAAGAAUCAUAACGCCAUAAAUUGAUCAGUUUUCAUUUUUGUCUUUUUCCAGUUUUCCCCAAUCAUUAUAUUAUAAACUACUUGAAAAAAAACACCUGACCUUUCAAUGUUCCAACUAUAAAACAUUUCCUUUCGGAAAAAGUUCUACACUUGAAACGAUACAUUGGAGCAAGUUUUUUGUUCGAAAAGUUGUUCACAGUCCUCCCCCCUUAAAAAAAAACAAUUACUACUCUCAGAAUCUAAAAAAAACCUAAUACUGCUAAUGGGUGCUCCAUUGAAAUAAUUUGGAUGAUUGAAAUAUGGAAUACAUAUAUUUAUUUAGUUUAUAUAUGUACGCUUUGAUAAAUUAUUAACAAAGUAAUACGAUUCUGAACGAAGUUUGACUAAACAUGUUUUGAAAUACAUUAAAUUUGUUCCAAUAUUGUUUUUCAGUAUUUAAUUUAAUUAUAUAACACUUAGUUUUUUUUUUUAUCACUUAGUACAAUUUAUUAUGAACUUCGUGUUAAAUAUUCAAGCAUUUCUUUUUAGUCAAACAAUUUUGUCCACAUAAUACCUAAGAAUUAAAAACUAAAAACUCAAAAUUGUAAAAUGUCUAUCUUAUAGUUUAGAAAUGGGCAUAACGAUCAACAAUUUUACUAUGCCUAGAAAAGGCUGAUAUAAGUUUUGUAUCAAAAUUUGAAGUCCAAAAAUAUCUUUAACGGAAUUACACAAAAACAAAAUUGAAAAUAUAUCCAUUAUUUCCAUAAACUUUCCCAUUCUUAUUGCUCAAUUAUUAAGAAAACUACUAGGUAAAUCAAAAAAAUCAAAAACAGACUUACUUAUUUACUAACUAGAAAUGCAACAGAAGAGUUUUCUUGUGAUUUUUUGGUUAAAGAUUCUUGGCAGAAAAUAUUAUUUUUUUUUGCAAAUUAUUAAAAAUAAUGAAACCGGUAAUGCCGCGGUGGCAUGCUGUAGUUAUUUGUGCGUUUUUCCUAUUUUUUCCAGUUAUUUUUUGUGACUCAGAAUUUAAAAAGAAAACACAACAUUAUUUUAAAAAAUAACAAAAUUGGGCGUUGUUGCGUGGAAAAUGAUUAUGGGCGGGUAAGCGUACAGGUACUUCCGAUUAAUGAUUCAUGCAUAGGAAAUACUAAAAGUAAAAUUGUUCCGACCUAACAAUAUGUGCGUUCGUAACAAUAUUAUUACUAUGUAUUAGGAAAGGCAAUAUAUUAUUAUAAUCGUAUAAUCGGUCAGCAAAGCAAACGGUGGUCGUCACGAACAGAUUACAAUAUAAUACUCGUAUUAUAUUAUGAUAAUAUUAUUAUAAUAAAAUACGAGUAUUAUAUUAUGAUAAUAUCAUUAUGUUCGUAGCAAAAAAUGAUCAACUCAUCCUGCAGUAGCGUAUUUAUAAGGAGGGGGGGGGUGAUAUGAUAGUCUACCAUACCGUUGGUCGAUGGAUAUCUUCCAUAUUAAAGUCUUCGGUAUAUUUCGAUAGCCUUUGAUAAAACGAUUACAAAUCAAAAAUGAAUCCGAAAUUUUUCUUUUCAAUUUCAAGCUUUUUUGGAAAAGUGCUAUCGAAUAGUGUGAAGCUAACGUGUAACAAAAUUGUACGGGAAUUUUACUUUGACGGUAUUAUACGACAAAGUGUAUUAUUUGUUAUUUUCUUUAGCAGUAGUAAAUUAUUUAACUUGACUUUGAUCAAAUACAGACAUCGAUUAAAACUCAAUAUAAAAUGUAAACGCAGGUAUAUAUAAAAAGAAUUUUAAAGAUAUUGAAAUAAGAAGUGAUUCAAGUGGAAAAUGUGCGUAGAAUAUUUUACGUCCGUAUAGAAUAAAAGUGAAAACAUAUGAAUUUAAUAACUGAAAGAUUUAUGGGUGAUGAAUAGACGUGAAAAGUUACACAAUAAAGUAUAAAGAACCAUAUGAAGAUAAAAAAAAAAAAGUAAAAAGCGUAGUAAUAAUAUUACAUAUUUUAUAAAUAUUUCAAGCAGGGCUGGUCCCAUUGAAAAAUCAUAAAAUAGGCAUUAACUCAACAAAUCAUAAUAUCGAUUUAAAUUAAAAGUAUGGGAGAAUGUUUGGAAAUAUUGUAAAUAAGUACACGAUUAAAUGAUUGAUGAUUGAAAAAAACCGAAAUAAAUUUUAUUUAAAAUCUUCAUAGUUGUAAUUGCUAGAUCACGAUUAAAAAAAAAAGGGUAAAAAAAUGAGUGAACAUGGUCUGUUAACUUAAGAAUCAUUCACCAUACAUUUAACGGAUUUACUCGAUUUAUUGCACUUUAUAUUCUUAUUGCCUAUCGUCCUAUCGCCUAUGAGGAUUUCUGGUUAUCUACCUAAAGUGAAAAUCAGAUCGAAUUCACUAUCGGUGCAUAGGUAGUCAAACCAUCAAGAUCAAUGGAAUAUUUGAUACCACACCAUUCAGAUAUGAAAUUAAGAAGCGAAAAUGAAAACAAACAUAAUAUAUAAUAAUUAUUAAUAAUAAUAACCUUUAUUGCAGUAUAGAUUUUUACACUUCGCUCGGAAUCAAUAAACUACAAUCGUUAUAAUACGGUGUUGUCCACUGUAAAAAAAAAAAAAAAAAAAAACAUAUAUAUAUGUUUGACCUACAUCUGGUAUAUUUUUAUGACAAGGCAAUGGAAGACUAUCGUCCUGAAAACAUCUCUCGAUAAAAAAUGCAACGGUCCCUUUACGAAUAAUGCAUUUUGCACGUAAAACGAAUUCACAUUCAAGGACAUGAAGGAACAGUAUAUAAUAUUAUAAAGUUUUACAAUACUGCAGGAAUUUCGGCAGUUAUAUGAAAACAGUUUUGAUUCAGAUUCUAAAAAAUAUAACUUAUGUUUACACAAUAUUGUAUAUUAGUUUUGCGAUUAUAUCUCGUCGACGGAUUGACGGAAAUUAAAUAUUUCAAGACCAAAAUUUAUGUUUACCAAUAAUCCAUCUAUUUAUGAAUUUUUUUAAUAUAGGUUUCCAUUUUCAAAUCAUAAGUAGAAAGUGGUUUUACCCCCAAAAAUAAAGGUGAUGAAAAAUAACCUUAAUGUAAAAUUGUAGAGUUAUUUUUUUCUUAAAUAAUAUAUGAAAUAAAUUCCCAAAAAAGUUCAUGCUUUUUGAGAUAAUAAUGAGUGUUUUACGAUAGAUUGAUCACCCUGUAUAGAUUCAUUCAUCUACUUAGGUGUGCAUAUUCUUAGAUCUCUGUCAUCGAUAGAUUUAGCUGUACAUUACCCUCUGAUAAAGAUAAACAAACGGAUAAACAAUUCCUUUUUAUUAAUAUAAAAUAUAGGCAUUUUUAAAUUGCAAUAUUUCACGUAAUUAUAUCUCACUUAAAAAUCAAAGUACCAAAAAAAAAAAAAAACUAAAAUUUGUACAGAUAAUGUUCUUAUCUCUAAGUUUGGUAACAGAUUAAUUAUUUUUAUUAUUCAUUAUUAUUCACUGAUUAUUCACUCCAAUAUUAAAACUAGCAUCGCACAGUUGUCUUUGCUACAUGAAAGUAAAAAAUGUAAAACAAAUUGUUACCUAGUGUAUUUGUAAGACAAGAGACAACACAUGCGUGGAUCGGUGUAACCCAUACGCCUCCCAUCGAUUGUUUGUUUUUUUUCCCAAACGGCUCCCGUCGAAAAAGGUUGCAUCAGUAGGUAAAUUACCAAACGGCUCCGCUAUUCGGUACUACGCGUACAUUUCUCGUAGCAAAAUAAGUACAGAUGAGACGCAGAAAACAUUCGUGUCAUAUCUUACUUUUUAUGAUAAAAAGUUCUAUUGAAUCUAUACAAUUAUUGGAGUUUGGAUUUUACGUUUCAAACGAAAUGUGUUAAAUUAAUUUUAUCUAAUUUAUCGAAUGUUAUCAAUUUUGUUUAUAAAAUUUAACCAGAUAUGCGUUAUGGAUAUGACACUUUUUGUUUAUUUGUGAAUUUGUGUUGUAAAAAACCAAAUACUUUUUGUAAAACUGGAGCUGUCUAGAAAAAUCGAGAGCCAAAUGGGCUAUGUCUGCGUGGAUGUGGUGUACGCACGUUGAUUUUUUCGUUAAAUAUUUCAAAAAAAAAAUUACGGUAUUAAGUCAAAACGCUUAUUGCAUAAAUUAUAAUAUAAUAUACGGUAUGGAAUAUCUAAAAAUUGAACCUACUCGUAUAUGCGGUGGGGCGGUAUAUUAUUAUAACGAUAUAGUUAUGUAUAGGUACAAGGGGUAUGGCUUAAUAUUUUUAUUUUUGGAUUACCGGGCCUUUUGUUAUUCGUUCGAUUGCACAACUAUUAAACGUAAUCGUAUAAGACUGUUUUUUUUACGAACGGAAUCAAUGCGCUAUGAUCGUUGAAAAAAAAAACAAACAUUAAGUAUCCAUACCUAAUACAUAAGACUAAGAACCUACUUAUAUUGUAAUAUAUUGUUCAAUCUACGUCUGCGGUUUUGACAAUAACCGAUACUGAUCACCGCCAUAUAACAAAAAUAAAAAUUACACUAGAUAAGAAUUCGUAAUAAUAUAGUUAUACUAUGCGAAUAACAAUAAAAUUUGUUUAUAAAAUUAUCCGACGGGCUUAUAUUAAUAGCAGUUAAACGUUUUGAUAAAUUAUCACAGAAUAUAUCAUCGCACGGAAAAAAAUGAACAAACCUAUAAUUAACUUGCGAAUAGGUUUUAACUGAAAUUUGCUCAUUAUCGUUUUUCGUUGGCAUGCGAAUAUAAAAAACAAACAAUUUAUUGGUCAGUUAAAAAAAUUCGUGUAUUUUUUACUUUAUUUUGUCUUUUAAAUAGUAUUUACAAAAAUAUUAAACCAAGAAAAUCGUCAGAUAAAAUGCUCAGACAAAAUACUGUUGCAAGGCUUAUAUAUUUGACGGUUGACGCGUUUUUAUCCUUUCAAAAAACGUCUCCUACAAAGACGACAAAUAACUUUACUAUCAUUUCAAUAUAAUAAUAACAUUGCAUUUUCGUUUAUGUGGAUUUAAAAUUUGAUUAUUCUUAUCAACUAUUAACUCGUAUGUAAUGCGGCUAAAAUUGCGGCCUGUGGUUAAAAUCAAAAAAAAAAGUUGCGUGUACCGUAAACGUAAAAAUUUUUAAAAAUCCAAUAAAAUUAGAAACGUUUGUUCUUUAUAUUAGAAUAACAUAUUGAAAACGAAGGUAUAACGAAUGUGUAAAGUAGUUGCUGUACAAAUAUAUUUGUAUAAUAAUCAAACAAUUUUUGAUAUUAAUUUCAGUGCUCACCGUAAACGGACCGUGGUUAAACAUAUCAAAAGUGGACCGUUUGCAAAUGGGCGCGUAUUUGUGCAUAGCUUCAAACGGAAUUCCCCCGACAGUCAGUAAACGUAUCAUGCUCAUCACACAGUGUGAGUGAAACUAAUAAUUAUUUUCACACGUCUAUAUAACUAGGUGCUAAACACACACGCAUGAAUUAGUAGUAUAAUAUAGCGUGUGGAUGUGGUCGCAUAAUAUUGUGUAGGGGUAUUCCUUAUUGCGGGAUAUCCACAAACUGGUCCCACCUGGUAUGGCAUGUGACCGUGAGGACUUGAACUACAUUUACGGGAAUUCAUUAUCACUAAUUUUUCUGUGACUACUAUCGAAUACAUUAAUACGAACAUUUAGUAGUUAUCUAUAUUGUCACAUUAUAUGCACUAUUCCUGCUAGGUUGCCUACAACCAGAUCCAUGAGCAAAUUUUCUGUGUAAAUGUUUAAUAUAUAAUUAAUUAUAACCGAAUUGGCACAAUGCACCUAAACAAUAGCAAUCAAUUUUACCUAAAUUUGAAUAAUAAUAAAAAGAAAAAAAAAAGAUAAAAUAAUUCAUGCACGUAAUCGACUCGCAGUCUAAUUCCAGCCUGUGAGGAGUAUCUUGCAUUGUGAUUCUAUAUUAAAAGUAGUUUUAUAUUUGUGUGGUUUUUCCUCAAACAGUUCCUCCGACAAUAUGGGUACAAAAUCAGCUGGUUGGUGCCCAAAUGGAUCAGUCGGUCACUUUAGAAUGCAUGUCUGAAGCGUUUCCGAAAUCAAUCAAUUACUGGACGAGAAAUAAAACCAUCCUCAUAACCAAUGGUAAGUACCUAAUAAAAACUAUAAAUAUGAUACAUUAAAUAUAGUACGUUCACGCUAAGUUUUACCGCUAAAUAUUUCAGUUGAAUGACCUAGUAUUGAAAUAGAGUUUUCGGGGAAGAUAGGAAAUACCAAAAUACACAUUUUCAGACAAAUAUCAAACUUUUAACUCUUUUGGUACGCGACAUAAUACAAAUGAUAACAUCAUUUUUUCCACAGAUUCGAUUAGGUUAGGUUUGGAUAAAAUUCAAAUUAGAACCGCAUUCGAAUAGAGUAUAUUUUUAAAACAAUUUUUGUAAAAACCAUUAUUUUUUCUUAUUAAUAAAUUGAAAAAGUAAUAAUACCAGGUGAUCCAUUUAAUUGAGUAUACUUGUUAUCUCAGAAAGUAUUAACUUUUUCCGGAAUUUAUACGAACAUUUAAGAAACAAGCUGCUCUACAUUUUUAUAUUUAUGUUUUUUUUUUGCCAACUUUAUUUUUGUGGGUAAAACAACUACCUAUCUACUUUUGAUUUUGAAAUGGCAAUCUAUAUUAAAAAUAUCUAUACAUAGAUGGACUAUUAGCUAAAAUUAAUAUGAGUAUUGAAAUUUUUUAUUUCUGUCAAGCCGUUGACGAAAUAUUCAACUUUUAAGAUUAUGUAGGAGGAGAGUAGUGAAGUAUCAUUUGUGUAACAUGUAAAUAAUAUCUAUUUUUGGAUUUUUUAAUAUAAGUUGCCAUUUGAAAAUCAAAAGUGGAUAGUGGUUUUACUCCCAAAAAUAAGGGGGAAAAAAUAACAUAAAUAUAAAAUUGUUGAACAGCUUGUUUCUAACGUAUUCUAGAAAACAAAUAGUUGAAAAAUUUAAUACUUUCGAGAUAAUGAGUGUACCAACUUAAAACGAUCACCCGAUAUGUUGAAAUUUAAUAUUGUUUUAUAAUUGUAAUUAUAUUUUACAAUACCUAAGGUAACGAUUUAUUACAUUUAUUUUGAAACAAAAUAUUGAUGUUAUAAGUGUUUGCUAAUGUGAGGCAUUACAUUUUUGAAACUUUGAAUUUUCCGAAAAAUUUUUAAUUUUUUCAUUGUCUCUCAUUAUCUCGGAAAGUAUUAACUUUUUCUACAAUUUUUUUUCUAGAUCACAUAAGAAACCAGCUGCUCUACAAUUUUAUAUUUAUGUUAUUUUUCGUCACCCUUAUUUUUCGGAGUAAAACCACUACCUACUUUAGAUUUUAAAACGGCAACCUAUGUUGAAAAAUAACAAAACACUUAUCAUAAUAUUCCAGGCGACGCAUUGAUUCAUUUAUUUAUUUUUAUUUUUAUUUAUAUAUUUAUUUACUUUAAUUUAAAUUAAAGGUUCAAAGGUUUCAACUCGUUUGCUCAGACUCGUGUGAUAAAAGUCGACAUUACUAAUAAUAAAUCAUAUUAUAUUAUUAUUAAUACUCUUGUAAGAUAUCAUAUAAAUAUAUUGUGAUAUAAAUAUUCUUUGUGAGAUUAUAUCACAUACAAUAUUUAUACGUUAGAGAAAUAAUAAUGCAGUAAUAAAUAAUGUUAUUAUUGAUUGGAUCACUUUACUAUAAUAUAGUUAGGUGGGUGUAUAACAAAAUACUCGGUUUGAUUUCAACCGGAUUUUAAAUUGGGUGCAAAAGUUCCAUGAAUAAUUGUAUCUACCACACUAAACCAAUAUAUACAAUAUUAUGUGUCAUCCAGAACCGUUCUCUGUACCCUUAAUAAAAUAUAUGGAUACCGAAACACCCGUACACAGGUUCGUGCAUAAAAUAAGCGUAGGUAUUGCACAUAAAUCGUUUCAAACGUUAUCACAAUAAUAUAAUGGAUAUAAUAUUAAGGGAAAUGUUGACCGUUUAUUGUUAUAAUUUAUUAGACAUUUUAAAUGCAAUAUUUUGUUUCUUAUAUAGGCGUAGUGACCACUUGAAUAUUAAUUUGCUAGACAUCUGUGAAUGUACUGUUAUUACACAAACUUGUUAACAAACUUGAAUAUGUGACUUUUCUAACCUAACCCUAACCUUCUGUAUCUGUAUGUCUAAUUUUGAAUUUUAUUUUACAUAAUUUUGGGGAAUUUUCUUUUUUAAUAGAAAUACUUUAAAAAAAAAACAUUUCUUAAUGAACCUAAUACUAAAGGUGAAUGCAUCAAAAUUUAAAAAGACAACAUUUUAAACAUUUAUAUUAUUAUUAUACAAUCAAAGUACUAAUUGCAAUUUACAAUAUAUUUUUUUUUUUUACGAAUUAAUGCAAAAAGUACACGCGUGAAUUUAAUGCCGACGAUAAUAAUAAAUUAUCAUCGUUUAUGAUCAUUUCAUACGUGAUAUAGGAAGUAACAUUAUUACUAUUGUUAUUAUUUUUAUUAACCGUACGAAAAAAAAGAUAAACGCAAAACGGCAAGACGGAAGUGAAUUGGUUGAGUGCGGCAUGUAGCGGUGGUGGCGAUGGUGGGACCUUGACAAAAUAUCUCGAUAUAAAUUACAAUACUCUGUCACAGGGUGUGUACGUACUCUCCCCCCUCCCCCUAGGUGACAGUUUUCGGUUCGAUGUGUUCGGGCACAAUCGGUCCGAUUGUUUUCCAGCUCGUUACGUUCGCUCACAUGCGAAUCCGUCACACCGGAAACGAUUUUGCCGGAAGAAAACGGUAGCAUACUACGGGACAUCGAUCAUCAUGUCGCGGGUUCCCGACGAGAAUUUUUUUUUAACUUGAAACGGCUGCUCGACCCUGUUUCAUCCACCGGCCAGUCCUCGGUAAAAUACAAAAUCGUCUGUGGUGUUUCAACAGAUUAUCAUAGUGUCUGUGUAUUAACUGAUCAAAUAAUUGUAUACUCGUAUAUAACGAUAUACAUUUAACUUUAUCAUAUAUAACACUUGCCAUUGACAGGACAGAACCUAUUGUCUAAAAAAAAAUUACCUCUAUAAAUAAUUAACGUUUUUAUACUUUAAUUAUACAAUGUGUAUCUUGGAGCUUUGAAUUAGGCUAAAUUACCAUUAAAAAGUAAAAUCCAUUUCCCCCCACCUAUAAAAAAAGAACAGUUUACAAAGCAUUUAAAAUCCCCACAAAAAGUAAAAAAUUAAACAAAAACCAUGGAUAAGACAAAAGUAUGGUGUCACUAGCCCCUGAUUUAACAAGAAACAACAGACAUGAUUUUUGUAGUCAUUAUACCUUUCAGAUUUGAUUUAUUCUGUUCAUGCAUGACUUUCGUGAACAGUAAAACCAUCUCUUCAUCCACUUUAUAGUCGAAAUUUUAAAUUUAGAUACAAUUUUCAGGCACCAAAUACCACACGGCUCUUAUGGAAAAUAUGUACAAAACAAAAAUGAAGUUGACCAUAUUAUCGGUUACGUCUUCCGAUUUCGGCCCUUAUCAGUGUGUAUCGAAAAACUCACUGGCUGACACUGACGGAAAUAUCAAGCUUUACGGUACGUUUUUUCAUUAAAUAUAUAUGUAAGUACUUAAUAUAAUGAUCUACACUUUACUUUUCAUAGUUUCCACGGGAUAAGUAUAUAGGAAUAUUUGAAUUUAUUUGUAUUUAGGUACCCCUAUUUAAAUUUAAAAUUAUUAAAUAUUUAACAUUAUUGAAUUAAAUAAUUUUAUUUACACGUAAGUAUGAAAUAGAAAACAAAUAUUAAAUAAUAAAAAUAACUUUAUGAAAAAUAAAAUUUAAAAAAUUCAGCAAGAUAAAAAUAAGAGAAUAUAUUUUGGCUAUUCUCUUUAAAUAGCAUAAGAAAAAUAAAAUACUACACAAUACUUUAUUAACUAUGUCCUACUGCUCCACUGUUGUGUAUACACCUAAUGUGUUUUGAAAUACAUGGCGCGGGGACGAUGUGUAAGCGGUGUAGGCGUUUGGGAAAAUACGGAAACUAGAUGGACUAUAUCAGAUUUAAAGACCAAAAUAGGCAGUUUUCAGGAAGUUUAAAAUACUUCCUAAUGAGAAGCUUCAGAUAAGCAUCAUUUGGGACCUAAAAAGUCCGCUUCCGCGACCAUAUAGAAGGAUAUUAUGUAAUUCGUUAGUAAAAUAUUAAACAAUACUUUAGAUACCGAUUACCAUGAGGAAAAUAUCGUCUAAAUGUUUGUGUCUCUUAUAUAACAGUCAUUAUACAUUUAUAUAAAUUAUUGUUUUCAAAUAUAAUAUAUUGUGAAGUACAAUAAUGUGGAUAAGUUCAAUAAAAUAUCGAGACAGGAGAGAAUAAAUGAAAGACAGCUUUCUUUUUUUGAUAAGCAACAUACUCCAAAAUCCACCACAUGUAGUCACUGGUAAAUUCAGUACUUUCCAUGGGAGAGAUUCACGAAAAAAUUCGUGGGAUAAUUUGGUGGACAAUAAAAUAAUUUGAGGAAUCCGCAGGCUAAAUCGUCAAAACUCUAUACAGUAAUAAUGUUAAAGAUUGAAUUAUUUUAAUAAUAUUUAAUAGUACUUUUAUAUAUCUACAGAUAAAAUACAAACAAACAUAAAAUAAAAUAAAUAUUAGGUCUACUAGGUCACAAGAAACAAAAAUAUAAUAAUAAUAUAAAUUAUAAAUUAUAUAAAACUUAAUGUGUGAUAAUUAUGAAUCAGUUGCAGAUUUAGGGGGGACCAGGGGGUCUGGACCCCCUAUACACUGAUAUAAUUUCAAUAAAAUAUCGUCCGAAAAAGAGGUAUCUAUUAAUAGAGAUACCUUUUAAAUUGAUAUGAUUUUUCAAGACCUCUUUCAGAAAAAUGUUUAAAAUCGGCUGUUGAUUAUGAUUUUAUGAUCCGAUAAUAUUCUUACAGGCCAUACCUAAUCAUCAGAUUUUUUUGAUAGUACUUCGAUACCUUACAACAAUAUUCUCUAUCAAUUGGUUAAAACAUUAUUAUUAUAUCGGUUAUGAUAGUUAGAUAUUCGCUAUCUGAAUGAACUAAAUGUUGAAAAUAAUAGAACUAUUCUAGUUCUGCAGUGCUGCUAAGGGUAGUACACAAUUUCCCAAUCCGUUUAAAAGAAUAUCGAUUUUUUAAGCUCAUCACUCAUGUUAUUUCUACUGAAAGUUUCACUAAGUCACUUAAUCUUUAUUAGACCAUAAUUUUUUUUUUUUAAAUUUAAAAGUACUUUGAAAUAAAUAUCACAAUGACAGUACGAGUAACCCACCAGAAUGGAAUUAUUUUAUUAAUAAUAAAAUAUUAGAUAUCGCGAUUAUUUAUUUUUAUUCUGGAUUUUCAAAUAUAGUUAAUAGAUUACGCAUUACAGACAGUAAAAUUUAUUUAUAAAUCAAUAUAAUAUGAAAAAUGAUUUAUUUUCAAUUUUCAAGUACGAUGAAAAUUUAUGAAAAACUACUAAUUGGUCUCUCAUUAGCCUCUACAGACGAUAAGAACCCCCCCAGACAUAAUAACAUCAAUCGGAUGAUAUUAAACUGAUAUUACAACAUUUCCAUUUCAUAAAAUUACCUACAUAGAACAUAUAUAUUUAAAUUAUUUAUAUGCUUUUAAAUAAUAUUUUGACUGGUGGUUUUAUUUUCAAAAAUAGUUAGUUAACAAUAAAAUGUUUUUGUAGCAAAAAAAAAAAAAAAAAAAAACAACACAAAUCACGUUAAAAAAAUAUAAGAAAUCUAUAAAUUGCUCUAAAAAUGUAUACAAUUAUAAAUUAUUCUCUAAAGGUCUAAAAAUAUAAUAGAGAAUCUUUAAGUUAUUGUAUAAAUCAGGUAUUUUUUUUAUUAGCCAACAAAAAUAUGCGAAUAUUAAUAAUAAAUAUUACCAGGGCAUAGGUAUUUAAAAUACAUUUCUAACCCAAUGAUAAAUGAUUUGUCAUAAAACACGAUAGAUAAAACAAAAACACCCGCGAGUCAGAGAACUCGUUUACGAAAUAUUAUAUUAAAAUAUUCGAGUGUAGAUAACCGAAACAAAACGGUAUAACAAUCUUUAUUUUCGGAGAAAAUUCGACAAAAGUCCGGACUAGAAAAAAAAAUCCAAAUAACACCCAUUAAUCGAGCAUAUUAUAAUAUUGAUACUAGUGUUUACUGUAAAAUUUAAUCCGUUUAAUAAUGUUUAAUUUAGCGGGUAAAUCAAAACUCGCGCGUAGUUUACGACGUUAAAACCCUAAAAGUUUCGGUAGAUCGCUCAUAUUGUACACCGUUGCUAAUGAUUUUAAUUAAUAAGUUUAUCUAAAAGAAUCUCCCGUGGGAUAGUACGAAGACAAAUAUAUCUUUAUUAACAACGGCUAUAAUAUUACGAGUCGUCGAAAUGGUGGGUUUUACGUUUCGUAUACGUGAAAAUACGCCCUCCGAUACUUUUGAAAUAUUUCAAUAAAACUCGGGUAACCUACAACUAGGUAAAAACAAUUUUUUUUCCAUGUUAAACAGAAACAAACAAAAAAUAUGUAAAUAUAUAUAUAUAUAUAUAUAUUCAACUGACAAUAUUAUGCUAUCAGUUAAUAAAUUCUAAAAAUCCUAACCCUAAUAAAUUACGUUCCUGCAAGUAUAUCCGUACGCUAUUAAAUUUGAACGGGAUACAGACACCGGGACACGAAUACCUAUACUGCUCGGUGUACUUUCGUGAAUAGAAUCCCGGUGACUGGUUUAAAAACGUCCAUAAAUUAUUACCCUAAAGAAUUUAAUGGACACUGUUGACACAGGUCCACUUGUCAUGGAUACAAGAGAAAAAAUAGGCAUAAAAACAGGAGAAAAAUAAAAUAGUUGAAAUAAUAUAAUACUUUUUUAAAGGUUAUUAUAACUACACUAGUCUUCUUAAUAUUUUAUUGUUAAAAAAAAAAAAAUCAUCUUUAAUAUAAUAAGCAACGAUAACGAACACUGUUUUUUUUUUUUAUCGUGUGUGUAUAAAUAAUAGUAAUCUUUUAAGAAGACGUGACAAUGACAAUUAAGACCCAGGAUAGAAAAAAUAUUUAAAAAUGUCAAAGAUUUGUAUUGUCAAAUCGUCCUUAGGUAGAUUUAAAAAAAAAAUAAAAUAAAAAUAAUAAUUCGAAUUUCAUUAUAUUUAAUUGUAAUAUAUUGAGUUUCUGUUGUUUACAUUUCAUUAGCCGUGCACAAACAAGUAUUAUUCCCAAAAGAUACGUCAUGCUUUAAUCACGGGUAAUUCUGAAAUUGAUAACCUCAUCACCUUUAGAGUAUUAUUCAGCCACUUUGGCUGUUCUAACGGUAACUUUUACAUUCUCGAAUUCGAGUAAUAGUUUAAUAAUUUGCAAUCGUAAUGUUGUAGCCUGCUCCCGUAUUAUUUGUUUGGUCCCAAAUAGAAAAAAAAAAACAACAGAAAUUUGGGUCAUAUAGGAAUGAAACGUGGGCGAAAACUUUAAAGUAGUUUAGAAAACGACAUUUGGUAACUUACAAUACCUAACUAAUAAGACGUUCAUGGAAUAAUGAAAAAUAUCCAAUUAUACUUUUAUUCCCGGAGAAAAAACCAUACGAUUACCAAUGAAAUAAGUCUGUAAACGCUUCGUCAUGGCCACUUCAUCUCGAGGAAUUUCAUCGUGCUAUCUAUUUACGAUACCGUUGUUUUCAUAUAAUAUACAAAUUAUGAUGAAUAUUUUAAUUUUUUUUUCACAACUUAUUUAAAUCUUGAUAAUAAAUCAAUUAGAUACGAUACUAUUUUUGUGAUAUUAUAGAUAGGCCAGUAUUAUUUGGUAAAAUAUGGAUUGGUUAAAUCCGGAUUCUUCGUAUCAUUGUAAUGUAUACGCGAGCGAUAAAAUAGCCAAUUUUAUAAAAUAAUAAUAACAAUAAAUAUAACCUACCUAAAGACUUCAUUCUGAAUAAACGGUUUUAAAUCUACAUAACCCUAGCUGUGGCACAAAUUGAUAAUAUCUCCAGUGACGAGAUAUAAUGCGAUGAAGCGCCUGUAAAUCAAAACAAAUCUCAUCGUUUUUUUUUUUUUUCAAAAUUUAAAAAAUAUAUCAUUUAUUUUCAUUCUACUUUGUGUUCAUUGAUUUUCAAUAAUUAUUUUCUAAUUAAAUGGCAUCCAGCAUUUUAUCGCGUCGAAAUUAAAAUAUUAUAUUAUAUCGUUUUAAAACCUAUAUAAUAUGAGUAGCAAAAUCGCAAAAUACAAUGCGGGCCAAAUACCAUAACGUGUAAAUAAUAAAACGAAUAUUUUUACUUUUCAAAGAGAUACCCAAGCCGACCACGACGACGACCACCACGACGACUACAACAACUACUACUACCACGACCACUACAACCACGGAAGCUACUACGGCGACGACAGAGAAGCGGGGCACGACCGUUUCCGCCAAAAAAUCGUCAAAAUUCAGCGAUAGGGGUAAAUAUAAUUAAAAAAGAGCUGAUACUGGGGAGGGGUGGAGCCACUCUUGUAGGUGAGUAGUUGAGAAGGUGGGACACGUAUAGCUAUUUAAUUUAUACCUGUAACCAACGAUAAACUAUUGCUAACGAAAAAUGAUUCGGAGUGAAGUCCAGCUAUUCAUAUUUUGAGCGGCCGUAAAAUGUACAAUUUAUGAUUUGAUUUUCAAACUUUUGUGAAAAAAAAUCUUCAUUACAUUCAAUUUUUUUGAGGAGCCACUAAUAAGUAUGACUUAUGAUAAACAUCCUGUCAAAUGUUCAAGCAUUCCUAUUUAGUCUGCAGAGUACUUACAAAAUUAAAAUUUCUAUAAAUAGCUCAAGUGAUUUGAGAAUACUAUCAUAUACAUAAAAAGCAAAUAUAAGUUUCCUAUUAAAAUUUCAAGACUCUGCAAAUAUUUUUAACUGAAUAACAUUAAAAAAACGAAAGUUAAAAGAAUAGAAUAAUUAUUUUCGUAAAGUUUCUUGUUCUUUCUACGUUUAUUCACAACUUCCAUGCUAAUUAAAAAUGCAACAAAAAAGUUCUUUUGUCGUUUUUCUAUUUCUUAUGAUAGAAAACAUAAGUUACAAUAAUAACAACAAAGAAAUGAGUAACGCCACGCGUGCCUUAAAUAUUUAGCGUUUAGCUAUAAUUUUCUUUCGGACUUUUCUCAAUUAUUUCGAAAACCUAUAGGAAAAUCAAAAAAUGACAUUUUUAAUGCACUACUUAGAGAUAAUGUCCUCUCGGAAAGGGUGCUAUACUUAAAACUUCGAUACAAUUUUGCUGGUAGAAAAGAUGCUCAUAGACACAAAAAAAAAUAAAAAAAUAAAAGACGUAUAUAACAGUGAAACAAAUAGAUACUAUGUUUCAUUCCGUAUCUAAAAAAGCACCCAUAAUAGCAUAAAACUAAUAGAUACCUCUCUACACUCCGAAUCCAAAAAAAUCCAAAAGCAUACAUCGUAGUAAACCCAAAUUUAAUACAAUAGAAAAAAAAGAUUUCUACAAUAAUAAUAAUAGGCAUUUUCUGGCGAUACAGUUUUUAGUAAUCAGUUUACAGCAUUGAUCAUUGUUGUUUGUUACUCGGCACACGGUUGCUAUAUCAUUAAAAUAUUUUGUUUACUGUACAAUAUUUUACCAAUCGACAUAACCAGUAAACAUAGCUUUUAGUAUUGUUUACUGAUUCAGACAACCUGGUUAAUGAAAAAUGCCUUCGGUAAUCAAAUAAUUGAUGCAGUAAAUAAUAUCACUGAAACAACAAGCCUAGGUCAAAUUUUCGAAAAGAUUAAAUUACACUACCUACUCAAAAAAAAAAAAAAAGAAUAAUAAUUAUUUUAAUUUUUUAAUAAUUUAAGUAACUUGUAAUUUUAAUGAAAAAAAUUAAUUUAUUUCAAUUAAAAGUUCGUUAAUGGAAACAUUAUCUAAAUAAGAAAAUUUACUUUGAUACAAAUUACUGAGGUAAGAAAAAAACCCCAAAUAAUAUUUCUUUAUAAUUGCCUGUAUUUUUAAUUUACAUUAAUUUGAUUAUUUUAUUGUAAAUAUAAUCAGUUUUAUCAGACAUAGAUAUAGAUGUGAUAGAUGUGCACUUCUAGAUUGGGAACAUAUGUCUGAAAAUGAUAAAGAUCCGACAAACAAUAUCUGUCCGAAAAGUAGUGAAAAGUUUACUGUCAAUCAUUAUCGACGAAAUUCCCGUGACGUGCAAAAACAGUUCGCUCAAUGCAAAAAAAAAAAAAAAAAGUAUCAAAUACCUUUGAUUAUUUCUGAAUCUAACGUCAACGUGUUACGGUUGUUUUAUGGAAAUGCGUUACUAGUUAAUGUACUGAGUCGGUGUGAUAACAAUGUAAUUAGAGCAAAAUCACGGACACAAACGUCACUUACACAUCGAACUUCUAACAUUCCAACAAUACCUAUAGCCAGUGCUCAGCCACGGAGAACAGUUUGUUCCCAAAAUCUAUAGUAACCGGGUCGCUGGAAACUGUGUCGCCGAAUAACAAUUCGAAUACCUAAGUAGUAGUUUGUUUCUGUCUAUACGUUUCCGCGUCGUCGUAUCCGUUUUAUCGACACGCGCGUUUAUGUGUAAUGUACAUGCAUACAUACGUAUAGGUACCUAAAUAUGUGUUCUUUGGCCGGACGCCCAGAAAAGUUUUGCUCGCAGAACGCGUGGCGUUAAUAUUAUACGCGUGCACACGGUCUAUAAAAUAUUAUUAUUAUGUACAAUAUAAGUUUAUGUAUAAAAUAUAUAUUUUCCGGAUAUCGCGCCGGUGACCUUUUUUUUUUUUUUUUUCCACCCGUCGGGAUUUAUGUGCGCGCAUUUGUUGUUUUAUUAUUAUUAUUUGUUUUUUUUUUUUUCCAUUUUUCCUCGCGGUGCACGUUCGAGUAGCGCCCGCCAACGAAGUGGCGAACGUCCGGAGACCGCCGUCCAAGGACAAGACCGGAAAACACAGAGACGCCGCCGGGAGCCGAGAUCCGGGCAAGGACCAACCGAGUUUGUCCGGGGCGGCGAAAGCGUCGAAAGCCACCGGUAAGACGGUACACACAUAGCGAAUAUAUAGUCCGCCGCGUUAAACUGUUUAUACGCGAGUGACCGACGCCCGCAAAAAAGCGCGUCGUUAACAUUAUAUAUAUAUACAUACGCGUAUAAACGUAUAAUACUUAUACUUGCUUUUAUUAUUACGUAUUAUAAUGUAUGCGGAACAGACGAGAAAACAAACGGUUCCGGUUGAUUUGCCGCGACCGGAUCGACGUCCGGGGCGUGAUGCGGCCGGAGGGGAGCGCCGUCGCGCGAGAUAGGUUCGCGCGACCUUUUCCCCUCGUUCCGCGCACACUGUAUAAAUCCGCGCGGACGGCGAGAGCGUUUCUCUCGACGCCGCCGCCCGCCCCACGCCGCUCCCCGCCGCACCCGUCGCGGCGACGACCGCGCGAACUAUUUGCGGUUCCAUUAUUGCCCGCGUAGGUGCGCAUUUUAGAUUUACCGUAUUCGGAAUUUUUUUAUUUUUUUUUUAUUUUUCGAUAACACGCACAAGGACGUACUCGACGGCGGCCGGCCUAUAUAUAUUAUUACGGCCCGGUCGGAAAAACCCGAUUUUCCGCAAAUAAAACGCACCCGCGCGCCGGCAGUAAAACCGCAGGGACCCGCGAACCGCACGGGCACUCCGUCGUACGUCCGACGAUACCGAGUCGACGGGUCCCGCGGGGCGCGGCCACGGUCCGCGGACAGUAUUAUUAUUAUUAUUAUUGUUAUAACAGUGCGCCGUGUCGAUUUCGAGACGUAUAUAUUAUUGUUAUUAUUAAAAAGCUAUAAGCUAUCUCGGUACGAUACUUGUAUAUAUAUAUAUUAUAUAAAGUAAAUAAACAUAAAUAAAUAUAAGAAAAAAAAAAAAAAUGCACGCGUAAAAGUAAAAUUUCAUAAACGAAUCCACGCGUCGCCCGGAGCACUGUACGACCGGUGUCGUAAAUUGAAAAUCCGUCGUAUCGGUUAUGGUAUCACGGUCGAAAUUGUAAAACGCGGCUCCGACUCUGUCGACCGCGACGCACCCGAACGCGAAUUUCCGAUUCGAAACCGGCCGUACACCGCACUCGUCAUAAUACUCCAGGCGACGCGUGGAUCCGUUUAUUUAUUUUAUUUUUGUGUACACGUUGUUCUCAUUUGCGUAUACAUUUAUACGAGUGUUGACCGUUUUGAUAAUUUUGUUUUUACAUUAUUACUGCGUUAUACAUUGCGUAUACCUACACGGCACCUAGGUCCCGUAUGCACGGUCUUUAAAUGGAAAUCUAAUGCGUCCGCCGUCGCCGGGACGGGGCCCACUGUUAUCGUUUCCCGCGGACGUUUUUCAUAUCGGCGGGGUGUGCGUUCGACGAGUCUGCACUUUGGCGUGGCUCUGCGUAACGUCCGGACCGUACGCGAUUUAUACUGUGGCGUACCGCGUGUGUACGUAUGCACUGGCCCAGCGCUUUUUUUUUUCUCCCCGACGACGCACGAACGAACACUUUAACGGAUAAAACACCCGGCGCGUGAUGUAAACAAGUUUCAUAGCGCCGGUUGUGAUAAACGACGUCAGUGUUACCUACAACUGGAUUUAGAUCCCAAUGCAGGUACACCGUGCGGUAAUAUUAUUUGACGUGACUGUUGAAAUAAACAACGGGGCCGGACCGUCGUAUUUAACUCUUAAAUAAAUACCGAUACCGAACCGCAGUUUAAACGCACAAACUCGAGAGAAAAAACGUUAGAAAGGGAAAAGGCCAACAUUCACCAGUCUUCUAUUAUGCGAUUUUCGAAUUGUCUCGUUUCCAACAUUUAAUGUGUAAUUAGUGUCAAUUUUCGCUAUCAAGUUCAGAAUACGCCCGUAGUCAUUCCAAACAAUUUCGUUUAAUAAAUACAUCUUUUCUGAAAGGUAUAUUUUCAAAUUAUUUUUACAAGGAGUUCAUACGGAAUAUCGUUGUGUAUUCCUAUAACAGUAGAUGUUUCAGUAUAGGUUUACCGUAAUAAUACGUGCAAAUAUGCUUGACCAAUACAUGCUUCGAAUUCAAACGGUACUCUUCGUGCGUAAUGCAAAUAAACGGAGCGAACACAGCUUGAAUAAUAAUUGUACAUUUGAUUUGAAUCGUUUCUCGGAUUAAAUAAAAACAAAUAUGUUUGUUAAGUUUGUUUUAUUACAAAGAACAAUGUUUAUUCAAUAACUAUUAUUUUCAGCCAUUUAAAAAAAUAUGACGAAAUACAAUAUUAUAUUUUUUGCUAGCAAAACCCAAACGAUAAGUACCGAUUUUAAUGGAAAACUGUACUAGACAUAAUUAAUGCUUAGCUUUAGUCAUUUAAAUCGAAUAGCAUAUUUCAUAUUAAUGAUUGAUUUUAUUUUUCGUAUAAGACUUCUGCGGUGUACAUUUAUAAAGACAUAAAGGCAAUCAAUACAAAAAUCAUAACUUUUUCGGCCAUAUAAUUUUCUCGUUCUUCUCCCACAUUAAUGUGUGUAUGGAAAUGGUACUUUAUAUGAUUUAAAUUAUAUGCAUUUUAUUGUGUAUAAAACGGCCCUGCCUACGGUAUCUGCAACUGUUGUAUAGGCUUGGAAGAAUUUAAGUAUGCUGGGAGUAAGUGAGCAUAAAGUAAGUUAUAAAAUAUAAAGUGAAAACAAUAUUAUUAAAAUGGUUAAUACCCGUAAAUAAAUAUAUAAAUAAAAAAUGUAUGUAAAAGAAUACAAAAUUAAAUGUAAAAGUAAAUGCUUUUGUUUGGCGAACCCAGAGAAAUAGUGACUGCUGGGGUGGUAACGCACACGGCGCAUUAUAUGCCUGCCUGCUUCCCACAUCGACGACUCCCACUUGACCGUCACAUUAGCUUAAAAUUGAUUAAUAUUGUGAACUAAUGUGUCAACAUAUUGUAAGUUUAGUGAAAAAAAAAUUAUAAAAUUUUAUUACACUAUAGCAUUAAAGAAAUACAGCCUAAAUAGGUAUUUCUAUAUUUAAGUUUAAAUCCUUCAAAUUUCAUAUAAUUGAUUUAAAAUAAUAAUAUCAUCUAUCAUCAUUGAUAAAUAUUAAUAUUUUUUCGUUUAACUUACAUGACAGUGUAUAUACCUGUAUACAAGUUAUACAAAACUCUGCAAUAAAAAAGAAGAUUCGAAUUAAUAAUAUACGUACUUUAUAAGCCCAAUAAAGAUAUUGUUUUGCUUAUACGGCUCAGUGGACCCCCUCUAUUACGUUUAUAUAUACUCUGAAUUAUGAUUUUUGCAUGGGCAAAAAAAAAAAUAAUAAUAAUAAUAACAUAAAAGAUAACAAUCGCUAAAUUAAGUAAAAAAACAAAACAAAGCAAAACAUAAAUUUACGCAUACUUGACAACAAUAUAAUUAAAGCAUGAUAUAUUGUUGGAAUUAUGAGGUAAGUGCAUAUUUUAGAACCGAAACUGAAAAUGUAUAGGUACUUUGAAUAUGAAAAAAAAAAAAAUCGCAAAUCCUUAUAAUGCAUUAUAUGAUUGUAUAUAAGCGCUCUUUGAAGUUUAUAAAUAUUCCGGUCGAUAUCAAAUUGUAAAAUAAUACUGGUUUAUAUAUCAAAAGUACUUAAUAAAACAUCUACGUAUUUUAUUAUAGCAUUAAAUAUAAUUACGGUGUGCUUAAUAUUUCAUUUUGCGGUAUAAAAUUAUUGUUAAAUUAAAAAUGCUGAUCAAUCAGCGUGUGACACACAUCAUCUCGGAAUUAUAAAGUUUUUAAUUUUUUUCUAAAAAUACCUAUGUCACAUCCCCCAUAUUUUCCGACAUUAUGUUUGAGGGUGUAAUCACUAAAUCGCCUUUAAAUGGUCACAUGUUAUUUAUGUAUGGUUUCAACAAACUAAUAUUAAUAAAACAAUUUAACCGUUUACUGAUUGAAAUCCUGAUAAUCCGUUUUGUGAGAUAAAACUCUGUUGAAAUACAUAAAAGAGCCACUCGAAUAAUCAAUUAGCGAACAUCGCCCGGAGAUUAACAGAUCUACCGCUGAUUUCUAAAUAGUGUUAAUAUUGUAUUCGCGAAAAUUAUAAACAUAAAUGUGUUAUUAUUAUCAUUAUAGUACGAUUAGUACUGCUAACGAUAAGGUCAGUCACAAUCGUCCACGUCUACUGGCCGGUUUUUAUAUUUUCAAGGGCUCUACGUUUGGAAGAAUAAUAGGAAAUGGCUGAAGGCUAGCAGAAGGCAGAACAGCGCUAUUUAAUAUGGUUAUUCAUCGCAUUUUGGAAAUACGUCUUUAUUAUUAUUUACGAUAUUGUCUGUACAUUCCACAAUGGUUCUGUUUGAACGUUUUACCUGACAUUCGUGACACUAGGAAAACAGUUUGAGUACCUAGCCCUAAAGAUAAACGGCCGAUAAGCUAGUGACGAUUUUUAUUCAGUCUUCAUUGUUUCUACAAUAAAUUUGAUAAUUAAUAAUAUGAUAAAUUAGUUAUCAUAGCUUCUGAAAAAAAUUACGCAAGCUACUCGCGAAAUGAACCAAACUUUGGCGAUGAAUGGCUAUCGGAUGCGUGUACGAAAAAACUCGUAUUAAUAUGUAUUGUUGAAAGUUAAGAUAAAAUAUUUUAGAGCGAAUUUUUACUUGAAUUGUUUAAACAAGAAUAUUCCAAAAAAAAAAAAAAAAAUCGAUAUUAUCUGAGAUAAUAUGUGUCUACACGUGAUACAUUUAUCAUGUUGUGUAGGAAAUAAUAUUCCGAAUCACAGUAUGUAAAAUGACGUUCAUUAAGUAUCUUUUUGGGCACGGCCCUAUUGUACUGUUUUAUGUAAUUAUUAUUUAUUUCAUGGAAUAGAAAUAAUAAUAUUGAAUAUUGAAUAAAACCUGCUAAUAAACAUUAUGUAUAUUUGACGAACGUGAUGUCAUAUAAUACUCGCAAUAUUAUAUUAAUAUCAGAUAUAAUGGGUUCUUAUCCAAAGGACCUACCUAUAAACUUACUACUUACGAUGUUUAAAAGUUUUUAAGUAUUAUUAUAUACGUUCAAGGUUUGUUAGAACUUGUCUUACAGCUUUAGACACAGUAGUAAUAUAGUCAGUAAUAACCAUAGUAAUUUUAAAAUAUGAUGUUUUAGAGACGAUUAACAACGAGUAUUAAAACACUCGAGACGUUUUAAUAUUAGAAACUUAAAUUUUGCAUUGUAAGAAAUUAAGUAUUAAUUAAUUAAGUAAUUAAAUUUGCAAAAACAUUUUAAUAUUAAAAGCUACAUAAUCCAUAAACUCAUUUUAAUAUUUAAAAUAAGUUUUCAAUUUUUAUUUUUUGCUGUUAUUUAGUAGUUUUUAUUUAUUAACCCGUCUUAGUGUUUUAUGUAAUGAUUUGUAAUGCUAAUAUUUCAUCGAAUGAAAAUCACUAGAAUUUUACUAUGUAUUGAUAAAAUGAUUGUUUGUAUAUGAAAUAAUUUCAUUUGAAUAUUACAUUUUGUGAAAUAGUUCAAGAAUAAAUAAUAAAUUAUAGUAAAAUUAAAAUUCUUUACAAAGCCUUUAAACUGCAAAAUAUGCACUUAGUUGUCGAAAAUGAAAUCGACCAAAAUUAAUAUAUCGAAUAAAUAAAAAUAUAAUCAAGAAAUAGAACUUUUCCUUUACGUGUAAAAAUGUAAAUAUUUAAUAUAUUUACGAGUGUCAAUGACAAGACAAGUAUCAUAUCUUCUUUUUCCAAAAGAAAAGUUUUAAGUUAUUGAACUCCUAACAACAUUUAUUUUUCGUUUAAAUAAAUGGACAAAGUUUAUAAAUAGAUAGACCAUAAAAAAAUAUAUACUUCCGUUUAUAUAGGUUUUGUAUUUAUUAGCCUACAUUACCAAAUGAUUUAUCCAAUCGAACGUGCAUAGGGUAUACAAAUCAAAAGUGCUUAUUUAUAUAAUAUGUAUCAUACAAGUCAAAAUCAUAAAAUCAUUAAGCUUUCAUCAACUAUCUAUCGCAGAAAUGAUUUAAAAACAUACAAAAAUAUCGUAUGAAAAGUUGAUAUCGAUCACGGAUAAACCACUAUAUUAUAGGUGGGAAUUUAAGAAUGUUUGAUACACUAGGUAGAUAGGUUUAUAUACUGCAUGCAACGAUGACUAAUUGUAAAUGAAAAAAUAUUCUAAGAGGAGUAGUAUUAUUCAUGUUUUUUCCCUUAUUACCAAGACAACCGAGAAAUAAUAAAAAACAUUUCUACUGCACACGACUUUUAAAAAUGUAUGAAAUUCAUUUGUUUUUUAUAAUACAAAUAUAUAGGUAAUACAUAUUAGGUUUGUGUUUGUUUGGUAUUUUUUAGAACUCAUUUUGGCAUCAUACACCUUUUUAACUAGGACUUUCUUUAAAGAUAACUUUAUUCUGUCUUUUUUUUUCCCCCUGAAAUCACAUUCCUUUAUUAUAACAUGUUAUUACAGAUUGUAAAUUUAUGUUUAUACGCUCUUAUAAUAAUAUUAUAUAAAAAAAAGUUUGAAUUUCUGGUAACGUAAAAUGAAUUCAUUUGUUAGUUUUAAUUUUAAUAGUUUAAACAAAUUUUAAAUAAUAUAAUGGCAAAUUGUAUUAUUAUAUUCUAAUUUAAACAAUUUUUACACUGUAUAAGAUGCAAAUUCGCAUACAACUUUUGUUGAAUAUAGUAUGUAGUAAUGUUGUUAUUCAAGUAAUCUUGAAUAACAUUUUUCAUCAAAUAUUAACAUCUAAACAAUUUAUAACAAAUAAACCAAUGAAUGGUAUAUAGUAUAUACUAAAAUAAUUAUGAACAAAAUUAAUAAUAGUAACCAUUUUCAAAAUAAUUUACAAUUUUAUUUUAACUUUACGUUGAAAAAUAAUGAUUUAAUGACUUAGAAGUCAUUUCACAAGAUAAUUGGUUUGAUGAGCGACGAGACUCCACGGAAUAAGUUGGUGUACUAAUUUGCAUCAAGUCUCAUAAACAAUGUGGAAUAUUAAUUAUUUUUUCUAUCACUCAAAUUUCAAUUUAAUAUUUUCAAACGUAUUAAUAUGUAUUACUAUAUUGAAGAACGGUACAUAUGGGUGGGGAGACGUAAGCAUAACAAAAUAUCAGUACCUCCAAUAUUUAGAAGAAUCUAUUGGCGUGAGAAAAGAGUAAUCAAAAGUAAAUACAAUUAAAAAAACUCAGCUCCUCAAAUUACAUAAAAAUUUGUUUCGUGGCACGAAUUGUUCAAUGGGUCAGCUAACAUGAUGUAAUUCUGCAAAUUUCACCGUGAGCACCUAUGUGACCGUCAUUUUAAUUGUCACCGAAAUACUAUCUUUAAUUGUGAUUAUAAAUAAGAAAAAUUUACCAUUACUAGUUCGAGAAGUCUUAAAUAAUAAUGUUCAGCCCCAAAAUUCGAUUUUUAGAUUAAAAAGUUGUAAUUUUGUGAUUUACCUUCAGACCCAUUUCAAACAAUAUUGCAUUUAAUAAGUCUAACAACCGUACAAGUGUUUCGAGACAAUUGACAUGUUAUCGAGGAGCCGAGAUUUUCUACGUUAUAGAUAACUUUUACAUACAUUCUCCUCACGUCUAUAAAUUUUUAAACGGCGCCAUAUAACUUAUCUGAAAAAUACCAAGAACGGCUUGAGUUCAUGGGUUACGACGUAGUAAAUUGGUACGUAGACGACUUUCAGAACGAUCAGAUUUGUAGUAAUCGGGGUUACUACUAUUUCUUUAUUUUAAUUAUCUUAGUCUCCUCGUCGGAGAUACCUGUGUAUAUUCAUAUUUUAAAACCAUUUUAUUUUAUGUUUCAAGAUAUGUAAUACGUAAUUUAGUUAUAUUCAUAAAAGUAGAUUUUCACUCGCUUAAUUUCAUUUACGAGAACGGCGGCAUAGUCGUUCUCGCAAAGGGUAAUAAAACUACCAAGGCCAAAGAAAAUCGUACGAAAUGUAGGUAUAACUUUAAAAUUGUAAAUAUGACGUUUAUAAAGUAGUAUGGCCUUUGCAAAUAUAUACAACCAAAUUCCGCUCAGAAUCGUUUUUCGUAAGGAAUAAUUAAUCUUUGCGUACAUAUAUACAUUAAAUUUCUCUUCUAUCUUCCCAACUUCUCAUCAAAAGUGGCUCACCCAUGUAUGUCCGUUUGUUUUUUAUACUUGUCAUAUAACAACAAAUAUUAUUAUUAUAUUAUUAUAUAUACGAUACCGUUUGUUUUAAUUUGUCACUGAUGGUCGGCUAGCGACAGCAUAUACGGUUUCUGUCGCGUAGACAAAAAAUAAUUGUUUUAAAAAACUAUAUUCAUUUUUGCGCGUUAUACCAAUUGAUCCAGAUAUGCGAUACGAAUUUUAGAAACAUAUUUUAAAUCUUCAUGAUCGGCUUUUCUUAUUCUUUCUUAUUCCUUUCUAUUCUUAUUUGAAUGUGGCCAUGCCCAGUGUAACAUGUCUCUAAGGAGGUCACUUGAUCUCUAUUAGUCGAAAGGCAAGUAUAGUACCAUUUUUGAUUAUCAACAUCUAGAAUUUUAGAUCUUUAAACAGGGCAUCUCUCUCGAGUGUAUGAUUAUUGCAUAUUUUAGAAAUUAUUAACUUUUUCGUAUAACAAAAUAGUUUUAGUAAAUAGUUUUUUUCUAUUUAAGAAACAAGUAUUUCAAAAAAAGUUAUACCAUCGUUUCUUGUCACCCUCAAAUUUGAGAAUUUUUUUUUUGGCACUUGUAGGUUGCAAAAUUUUGAACCCGUAUUGCCAUUCUUCUCUUUCUUUUUUUUCUUAUUCACGGCCUUGAAAGACAACAUUGACAAACAGUUUAACUUGUUCAUAGUUCUGAAUCCAAUGUUAAUAAUUCUCUCCAAUAUAUUUCUGGCUUUUUUCUUUCUUUUUGUAUUGUAUUUGAUGUUCUCUCCUUGUCCAUGUUCUUUUAACUUUAAGAUUAUACUAUAUCAGUGCCGCUUCUUCCCUCCAUGAAUUUUCUGUACUCUUGUCCAUUUUAGUCGUAUAUUCAAUAAAAUUGCUUGUACUAUACCCGGUCUGUGACACAGUUUUUACAUGUUUUAAUUAUUUGUUUGUUCUGAUUCUGCACUAUAUGUUUAUUUAUCUAUGCGCGGACCAAACAUUUAAUUUUUUAAUUUUUGUUCUCAAAAACUUACAAUUUUAAUUUACUUUUGUGAUUUACAUAGUGUCAAUGCUUUAUAAAAUCAUAACCAUUUAUAGAGAUAGUUUUGCGUUUUCCGAUUCCUAGCGCUCUUGUACGCGAAGUAAUUUUUUUAAACUAGAAUAGCAUUGAUUUCCUGAAUUCUUGAAAUCUUGAUUUAAUUUAAGUUAAAAUUGCUUUUUUUUUGUGUAAUAAAUGAGCCAAAAUAUUAAUUUAAUUCGUGUACUCUUUUAAAUAGUCAUUAACUUUUAAGCAUCUGUCUGUCAUCAUGUUCGGUCCAGGUGCUAUUUAUAUAUUAAGACGUGUUUUAUUUCCGAUUAUCACCGUCAUUAUUUAUUGCGUUACGCAAUUAUAAUAAUGUUUUGUAUAUAAUUUUAAGGGUUUAAAAACCCGACAAUAUCGCGUGUUAAAAAGAUAAAUAUCCUGGUUUUGAAUCAGUGACGAUUAUAUACGAACUACACUGUUAUAUUAUAAUAGUGCGGGGUCGUUAAGCCGUAUACAGUGAGAAUAUUAAUUAGACAAAAUAGCAGUCUUCUAUAUAAGGGUGACUCUACGAGUAAAGUAAUUAAUUUCACAAAGUACCUACUUGGACGGUAGUCGCGCUGGCGCUGAGAACCAUUUGCGAAUAAUAAUUGUAUAUUGUCCUCAGUGACUUGCGCACGAAAUCUAUAUUUGUAUAUACUAUAUACAUAUAGAUACAUACAAACUAGAUGUUACUCGCGAUAUCUUCCGGGUAGACUUCUAUAAUGCCUUCUCUACGAGGUGUAUGGAAGGUAAAUAUUAUCGAUAGAAAAUAAAUGAGCUGAUAACUGGUGACAGGUCUUGGUCGGUGGACACCUAAUUACCAGAUAACAAGUGGAUUUAUUAAAAGGUUUUUUUUCAUUCACAGAAACAUUUUUCGGAAUCUUAUAAUAAACAUUUUUUUUUUUUUUCCGAAGUCCCAAAGAUGGGAUAUUUUACAAGAUAACCUUCAUUUAUUUUUAAAGGGUUAUACUGUAAUAGUACUAUAAGGGGGGUCUUCAAAUCGGGGUCCAGACGCGUUGGUUAUUUUUUGAUAACCUAUCGUAAUCUGGACAACGUAUAACGCCGCGUAAUGAUGGCAGUUAGUAAAUGAUUAUGUGUGUACAUUUAUUUGAAUACAGAUAUUAUUAUAACGGCACAGUCAAAAAGUGAAUAAAAAGUACCGGUGGCAAAGCACAGCGUAAAUAAAUGCGCAAUAAAAAUAAUAAUGAUAUUAUUUUUAUUGCACAUUAUAAUAACCAUAUUAUUAUAAUAGCGUUAUUAAUUUAUUAUACGCAAUUGAAUACAAAACGUGACUCGCUCAUUGUCAUCAUAAACGUGUAGAGAAAUAAAUAUCACACAAUCAUCUCUAUACAUAUAUGUUAACAUGUUAGAUAAAUGAGAACCCACAAACUGCGAUAAAUAAUUGAAUCAUAAAGACAGUGUUUCUCCAAACUUUUUACUGUCUUGGGUUCAUGACCCUCUAAAUGAAUAUUCAUUUUUUUAGCGACAACUAAACAGGUAUUUUUACACGGUGACCCAAUAUUUUAUAGAUUUAGUGACCUUUAAUAAUGAAUUGGUAACCCCAAAAAAUUACCUCUGUGCUGAGAAAAACUGAUCAAGAAAAACCUGUUUGAAUCGAAAUUUGCGUACAUUUAUUAAAAAUAAUAAUUAAAAUACAUAUAAAUAUGAUUUAUUAAAAUUCAUGAAAUCUAGAUGCGCACAAAAUCUGAUACAUUUUGAUUAUUUUGAUUAUUUUAUUUUAUGAUAGAUUGACGGGCAAAAACGAAAUGUAUCAAAUUGUAGGGUAUUUAUUAUCAAAGUUACUGAUAAAAUGAUAAUCAUUUCAAUAAACCUAGACAUUUUCUCUGAUUAUCAUCUAGAUAUUUUUGAGUUUAUUUGAAUACAAAAUACAUGAAUUAAAUAAAAAUAUCUGUUUUUUUUUUUUUGACUAGACUUUUCUUUGAAAGGUUCGGACUAACUUCAAUGGGACGCUUAAACGUAAAGUAGAGUAAAUUCUCGGGUGUUAUAUUUUAAAUUAAUCUUAUCCCGGAAUUAAUACAAUUCCUCCAGAGUGGACUACACUUGAUUUUUGGGUAUUUCAUUUCGAAAAAUACAUGUUUUAUAUACGCACCGCACGGAUGAAAAAAACCGAGUUAUAUUGAUAAGAUUGAACAAAAUAUACAUUGCAGCAGUGAAAACACUAUUAUCUGAUCGUUUCAUUGGAUGACCACUGCAAUAGACAUAGUUUAUUAUUAUGUUUUAUUAUUUGCACGCAAUACCGUACACGGGCUAGGUCGCGCAGGACAGUCGGUAAAAACACCAUAAUAGUCGUUCGUGGUAUCGUAUUACACGUGCGAUACUCAGUCGGUAUUUUUUAUUUUUUAUAACGUCAAUAAGUCAUCGAAAAACAUUACCUACGUGAGCGAAUACGCGUCGCGAAAUAUACGAGAUUAGAGCUGUACGUACGAUACAUCGCGUGGGCGCGCGGAGGUGACGCGAACGGAUAUAACAUAAUACGCGUGUGUAUUUUUUUUUUUUUUUUAUUCGGUUUUCUCGCGCUAAAUUGACCGCGGAAUCCUUUAUAGAUCCUUUUGUUUUGUUUUUACGAGAUUCCGACGAUGGGGAUUUUUUUUUUUCAAAUCGCGGAGGCUUAUUUGAUUGUGCACAAACGGUCGCGUUGAUGGCAUAUAAAACUUAACUCUACGCCGUUAUACGCGACGCCGACGACCGCGACGGUCCGUAUAAAAAAUGUCAAGUGUGAUCACCGAGUCACGCGCGUACACUGCAAUAUCAAACGGUCUACGGCGAUAUGCCGUAUCGAACGAGCAUUGUUGUACAAAGUUUAGAAAUUUUAUUUUUUAUUUCCAGAGGAAUAAAAACGUGUAUCGUCUGCACAUUCCGAAUUUUAUUACGGUAUUUCAGGACGGCACUGAGCAUAACGUUAUUUCUCCGUUUAUAUUCAUGCAAAUAUAUCAUUAUAACAAUAUUGUAUUAGGUUUACCGCGGUAUUUUCGUUUUAUAAUAAUACCACUGUAUAACAAUAUUAACAAUAGCACAUCAAUAAACACUAUUACAGUCGUUGAACGUAUAAUGUACACGAUAAUAUGAUUCGUUUUUCAUUUGUUAUUUUUUCAUUUGUACAUUACAUUAUUAUUGGUAUAUUUGAAGUGUCCAAAUACGUUGAAAUAUAUAUUUGUAGUUGUUCUUAUUUAAUAUCAUAUUAAAUUACAUUUUAAAAAAAAAAAAAAACACCCGUGAGCAGCAGACCUACAUCAUUAGAGUAGAAUUUUCCCUUUCAUAUUUUAACAAAAAAUAAUAAGAAACAAAAACGUAAUAAACAGAACAGUGAAAAAACGAGACAUUUGGAAUAAUAUAAAAGCCAUAAGGGACAAAAUGAUAGGGCAUCUAGUAUCUACAGCGCCACGAUACCGACACGUAACAUAUUGAAGAUGAUAAGGUCGUAUCAGAAGAGAGAGAUCAAGAAUGGAGUACAUCAAACAAAUCGUAAUAGACAUGGAUAAGAAUAGAUAAGCAUAGUGAACUGUGGUAAAUUAAUCAAACGAUUUAAGAUAAGACUAGAUGAGAAAAAGGGAAAUGUUCUUUGUAAAACGAAUAGUUACCUACGAUAAAUAAUAUGUAUAAGCGACUAUAAUAUUAAUACUAAACUAUGCUGAAUCUAUACUACUACCAAUCUACGAUAAUAAUUAUUUUUUUAAAAAAAUGGUGAAAUUUGAGCACACACAUUUUUGUGGGCAGGAGUUGAACUUCGACUCCCCCCUCCACCGAACCGGACAUUAUACUAUCGCUAUGCAUGCACAAAAUUUCAUCUCCUCUGACUUAUUUGAGACGGGCUGCAGAAGUGUUCAAAGCUAAAAAAAAUAACGUUCACCGUGUGGCAACGUGUUAAAAUUCAUAUUUCAGUUUAAGCUCAUUUAGUUCUGAGGCAACCGCUAUAACUGCUAAAAGUGUAGGUAGCGGAAAAGAGAUAUGCACUUAAAUAUUAUACAACAUAAACUCGUAAAUACAACGGAUGCCAUUGUAGGUUGCACUAAUCUAUACCUCCAAGGAAAAUUCGAGAAACAAGAAUGACCGAGUAUUAUGUGGAAUUUGUGUAGUUUAUUAAAAACUAUUGUGUAGUAAUUUAAUUAAUGUUUUCAAAACAUUUUUGUCUUUUUAUUACGUACGGCAUUUAUUUUUGCUCGUACAACUAAUAUAAUAUACAAUUAUUAUUAUAAUUAUUAAUAUUAUUAGGGCGGUAAAAAUUCUUGAAUAUUGCUCGUUCUGGUUUAUAUGAAAAUAUAAGUUUUUUUUUUUUUUUUUUGAAAUUCCUCAGUGUAUCACAAAGAAAGUUAACGAAAAACCGUUGACAUUUACUAUACAAACACAUAUUUUAGUUGUUUACGUCGUAAUUAUUGUACGAGUUAUUUAAAAAAUAAUUAUUAUGGUAGUUCUUAUUCACAAAACAAAAAAAAAAACAAAAUGUUUAAUCAACUUAUUUUAAUUGCGUUUAGGUUUAUAUUAUGUAUUGGAUUAUAAAAAGUCAUUAUUUUGUAUGGAUUUCGUUAAUCGUAAUAAUAAGCCCAAAAACAGAAUUCCGAUUAAAGGCAAUAUCGUCCCGUAAUAAUAAUGAAUGGUCUUCGUAAAAAAAAAAAAAAAAAAUUGACCUGUAUCAAAUAAAAAUACUCAACGGUUUCUCAUUUCAAAAAAUAUGAUUUAAAAAAGAAGAUAAUUUCAAAAUUUAUCGUCAAAAAUAAUUUAGUUGUUAAUUACUAUGUAUGUUAUUACGGCGUUGUAUUAAGUAUAUUAGGUAAUAUCGCAUUUAUCUUCACAUAUUUUGAUGCAGUGGCGCACAAAUCUUUCUUUUCCAAGUAUAGUAAAAAAAAUAUUGGUACCUCCUACCCCACUUAAAACACGUAUAACUCAAACCUAUUAACUCUGCAUUAUAUCAAGUUAUUAUUUAUAACUGUCAAAAUAUACAAUUUUAGAAUUGUAGCGUAGAGAAGAAUGGAUUGAUUUUAUUACGAUGUGUAUUAUUGCAUUUAUUUUUAAUUUUUUUUUUUGUGUUUAUAAACAACUUUUCUAUCAGAAAUCUUGUUCCUAAGUAUCAAAUGGAGCUCCUAUUUGUAUGGUAUUUGUAUAUAUUAAGUAGUUUUAUCUACUCGUUACAUUGAGGAAGUCAUUUUUUUAAUUUUCCAAGCAAUUUGCAUAAUAAUUGGGAAAAUCGUAGGGAAAAAACGACAAAUACGGCAUAACGAUUAAAUGAUUUUAUAUUUUUGUAACUUAUGUUUUCUACCAGAAAUGUAGCUCCAAUAAAAAAAAAAUUAUAUAAGAUCAUUUUUAUUGCAUUUUAAAUCUUGUUUUUGGCGAAGAAAGUUAUUUUUUAGUUUUUGUGUAUUUUUUUUUUUGUAUAUUUUGAUAGUUGAGCAAAUCCAUAAAAAAUAUAGAGAGAAGAGGAAAAUUUGCAAAAAUUUUUUUUUUGGAAUUCUUGUAGAGAAGUUUAACUUUGACAGAAAAAUAACGUUUGCUUUUUUUGGACACAAUAAUAUUUUCAAAACAUUUGAGCUAUUUAUAAUAGAAAUUUAAUUUUGCUAGUUUUGUAUUUAAUUUUUAUUCGUUAGGUACCCUAUGAAAAAAAAAAAAUUGUUAGAUCAAACAGGAAUACUUGAAACCGAUUAUAUAUUUUAAUAACGGUUUGUCAAUUCAUCUCUAAGGAGAGUGACUAUCAUAAGAGCUUUUUCUUUCUCGGUAUCUCUCACAGAUGAAUUUACCCACGAUCACCGGCCGUGCUAGAAUGUUGACAAGUUUCCUCUAAAAAUGUGAUACCGUUUUUUCUCCACUGUUCUUUUACCUCUAAAUGAAAAAGCAUUCCAUCAAUAUUUUCCUCUAAAUAUUAAAAUUAACUUAAUGAAAAUAAUAACUAAUACUAUUUCUAAUUAUGAGAUACAUACUUCAACUUUCGAUGCCACUGAAGUUAAAAUAAGUUUUGAAGAACAAUUUUAACUUGUAAAUGGUAAUAAAAAAUAUUUUAAUACAAAUUUCUUGUUAAAAAAAUCUAAAUUUGUAUUUUGUAUUUUGUAUUUUAGGUUAAAAUAAACUUCAUUUCAACUCAUUAUCUACUUUUAGUUUCAAUAUAACAUUUUCUGAAAAAAAUGAUCUCAACCAGAAUUUAAAUUCUAUAGCUAUACUUAUGGUGAUCAGACGUACUAUUUUUCGUAGGAAAGUACUCUUUUCUUGUAUUGUCCUAUGUCCUUAACAAUAGUGUUAAGUACAUGAAAUUGUACACUUAUUUUGAAAAUAUUAUGGACUAAUAUAUGUUUAUGAUUUUAUAUAAUUUGACGAUUCAUUUAUAUUUUAAUAUUUUAUGGUUCGACAUAAUGCUUUCCAAAUGUCUGCAAGUGACUGACAAUGGUAGCGACAGCUAGAAAAUCACUGUUUGGCGAAAAAAAAAACCUUAACAUCAUAACCACCAGAAACAUAUUAAUAAAGUUUUGUAUAUGUUUUUUUUAAAUAUUUAUACUUUAAGUUUACUUAAAAUAUAGUUGACAUUAUGAUUUCAAAUAAUUAGUUUUUAUAGUUUAUAAAAGAAAAAAUAAUAAUACAAGUAGAGUAAUCAGAUUAAACAAAAAUGUAUAUAGAUGGAGAUGACUUAUGGGCAAAAUGGGUGGAAUAGUAUAUAAAUUGGCCAAUUCAAGGGAGGGUUUUUUUUUUUAUAAUGAAGGACCUACAUUUUAAUACAUACUUUUUUUGGAUUUUUAUAUCUGGUCACCAUACAUACUGUAUACAAAUUAUUAGGAGAAUGACAAUUAAUUAUUUUGGUAACGAAGAAAAAUGAACAAAGGAGAAAAUCGGUAUCUCAAUUUCGGGGAGAAAUGUCCACACAGCCACCGGAAAAAUCAGACCAUGACAGCUAUUAUUAUUAUUUCUUACUUUGCUUUGCCUAUGCCCUAUAUAUAUUGGGUUUAAAUGAAAUUAUUCCACAUUGGAAUUAGGUUAAGUUAUACAGAACAAAUAUAAAUUUAAUUUUCAUGUUUCCCCGUUCCCAUCAACACCCCUAGAAGAGUCGAUAAAUGCUGUACUUGACCAGUUACUUAUUCAUCCCAAUUAUUUAUUUUAUCUCUUUUAAUCUUGAUGAAUGAAAUACUUUCUUCUUAUCGGUAUCAAUUAAUAAAAUAACCAUUAUUUUUUUCAUUCGUAAAACCAAAGGCACUUGGAAAUCAAAGAAGAAGAGGAUAAUUUAUUUCUUUAUUAUAAUGAUAAAAAUCAAUUAUAAGUUUUCCGUUAGAGGUUGAGUUCUGCACAAAAAAAUAGUCAUCUCUAUAAAUAAAAUAAAUAUAAAUUUAAAAAAAAAAAACCGCAUGAAGACGAGGAUUCAUGAAAAUUUCAGAAUGGAUGUUUCCAAAGCUAAUCCAUCACAAAAAUAUAUUUUUUUCAAAUUUUCCUGUGCGUAACAAAAAUCUCCAAAAAAAAAGAAACGGUAUCUGGUGUGUUAUGAAAUUGGAUUAAUUUAAAAAGUCACGUUUAACGAGUAUAUUUCGAGGAAAAAAGUACAAACACUCGUUAAUAUAAGUAUAGAUAGAGGUAGGUUGCCUUCAGAGAAUAUGGCGGUGCUAAACACUUUGACGGUUAUUUGGUUACCUACCUAUCUCGUAGUGCCACGUACACUUGACACGAAAAUCGUUUAAAUCUCACGAACAUCAUAUUUAACAAUAUAAAUAAUAAAGAUAAAUAUAAUAAAAACAACAUUAACUACCUUUCAUAACACCUAUAUGUAAAUAGUAAUAGUCUUUUUUCAUAAUAUGUAUACACGCCGAAUUAUUUUGGAAUUAUAUCUCGUCAAAUGUCCAAUCAGUGUAGCGUUGUAAAUCGUUUAGACGUGUGUUUCUUAUACGUAAAGUAUAAGAAACAAUUCCCCGAAGGUCGCCACGCCGAUAUAAUCAAAAUCUGACCAAUUACAAAAUGGCGUUAAUAUUUGUUCCAUUAUUAUAUUUAGGUUAUCACCUCGAUUACCUUAUUAACAACUAAAAUCGAGUAGCAUUCAUAGUGAUUGAGCGCGAUCUAUAUCGGCGGAACUUUUUCAGGCGUACGAUUGAGCGUGCUACAUAAUUCUUAUAUUCGUAUAAGUUAUCGAAUUUCCAUAAACGGUAGUGUGCACAGAAACUACCAAAUUAUUUAAGAUAAUUGUAGAUAAACUAGUUACACAGAUGUAUGGACGAAAUUGGACCUCUUCGAAGAAACAUUAUAAUUGUCACGCUUAAUGGAGAAUGGUUGCAAACAGAUUCAAAUUUCACCAGCUUGUUCACAGAAUACUAAUAUUUUCGUUUGUAUGCGUAUGAGUUCGAUAUUUCAGCAUGUUAUAUUACUACUUUUAACGCAGUUUCUCACCAGUAUCACUAAAUGAACGGUCUCGACUUAUUAACCAUAGAUCAAAAAUCCGGGCAGUAUAUCAAAAUCUGAAUCAAUGUAUACGGUAAAUUAGUGGUUACGCUAUUAUUCAAAUUAAUUCAAAUUUACAUCCAAAUUAAUAUAUUAUCACUGUUUGUUUAUUAGUAUCCUUUACCCAACCUAAAUUUCCAAACUACUUCAACCUAUUUCAAGGAACAUAGUGUCCUAUAUUUAAAUCUAAACCUCACUAUGUAGGACCGGCCACCGGGCCUUCGGCCAGAUCUAUACAUGAGCUCAUGUCGGACUUUUAAAUGAAAAUAGACUACGAGUUGUUGUGCAAAACUUCGUCGGGUAGGUCUCAGAAGAAAAACCAAAACAAGAGAAAAUUAAUUUCAUGCAUUUCGGUUUUAAACUCGGUAAUCUCUGCUAGGGAAACGCCGCGUUAGCCCAUUAGGACGCUACAAGAUUACAAUCGUAUAUGUUGACUUGUAUGUUCGUUUGUAUUCAUAGGCCUAGUAACUAGUUAAUAAGUAUUCUUAGUUAACAUAACACGUACGGCGGUGAAUUUGAAUCAAUGAAAAGCUCAUUUAUGAAACAAUGUAUAGUAUGUCAAUUUUAAUCCGGGUAAACGAGUGAGAUUAUUUUUAUUAAUCGAUUUUCUAUAUUUUCUAUGGCGUUUUUAUAACCAGUAUAUCUACAACCAUAAUAUUUAAUAACUAUUCGUUUUCUAUAUUAAGUUCAAAAUUAUCAAUUUAGAAUGAAUUUCUCCCAUUGUAAUGAUGAUUUAUGUAUUUUCAAUUUGUGUUAAUACGUUAUUAUCACAUUGGUCGCGUUUUGGAAUUAAAUCGGGAAGAAGAAGAGAUAUUUAUGUGGAGUGUGGAAAAAAACGUUUUACCUUAAGUAUAGAUUAUAUCUAACAGCGAGCCAAUGUAUAUAUAUAUUAGAUGAAGAUACUCCAAAACUCAGAGUACAGUUACAAUUUUAAUAAUGAAUUCACAAUUUUAGACACAAGAUAGAAAUUUGACAGACAUGUUUUAUAUAAACAUUUCUAAAGAGCAGCUACAGAUUUAUCGACACCAAAAUUAAUUUAAAGUAAAAUUGACUAUAGAAUAUACAUUUUAGAAUAAAUAUAUGACUUCAAAAAUAUUCAAGUUAUUUAUUUUUUAAAAAAAUAUAAAUAUUUCACGAUAAAAUUUUGAAGGUAAUUUAAAAUUUAGAAAAAUAUAAUAGGUUAUUAACUUGGCAACAUCGCCUCCAUUACGCACUCAGGUGUGAGCUUUUCAAAGGUCAAAAUCAUAUUCUUUGUUGUGCCGAUAUCAUUCUAUUGUAUAAUCCGAAAAGAUAAAACGCGCUCAAUCUUACUCUACCGCCUUAUAACCUAUUCGGUUAUCAUUGCCUUCGGUCGGUUCAGCGAAAUAUAAUAACAAGCGGUUUGCCGAACCUAGCCGAAAUAUAUCUAGAGAUUGGCAUUUUUAAAAUAACUUUACACUAUUGGUAUAGUUGAGGAAGGAGAAGUAAUGGGGGAGGGGACUAAGAUAAAUACGAAAUGUUAAAAAAUCGUUCGUUGGCAAACAUAAUAUAAUAUUUGGUCGCAACCAACGCCAUUAUUGACGUGUCUCGGAAACACUAUAAACAAAUGAUAACCUCUUUUCUUUUUUUUUUUACUUCAAACGAAUUCCUCUUGUUUAUUUUCCGUCAUGCAUAGGGACGGCAGCAGUCUCCCGUGGUUCUACUUUCGUUUUUCUAUAUGCCUAUAAAAAUACGUAGAGAUAGAAUUUUCACUGAUAUUUUCUAAAAACAAAAAUUUAAAGGUAAGUAUACAUGUUUAAUGUUUAAUUUUAUAGCGGUUGUAGUGGAAGUUUAAAAAUGAUAAGUAUACAUAUAAUACCAUACUACUCCUACAAUCUAAUAAUAUUAGGAAAUAUUUUAAAAGCUAUUUAUACACUAAUGUAAAAAUAUAAAAUAAAAAUACAAUAUAUAAUAAUAAAAAUAGCCGAUACUGUUCGGUAUGCCACUGUGGAAAAUUGGGGAAGUAGGAUCCAUAAAAUUGUUUAAUGUGUAUCGUUAAGCAACGAUAUUAAUGAUUGUUAACGAAAUAGGAUACUGAGCAAAGUUUGGCUAUGCAUAUUUUAUAAUGCCGUAAUUUUUACGGUUAUCGUCAAAAUAAGAUCUUAAAAAUUCGUACCUUAAACCUCUUGAGGUUUUUUGAUCGAAUCAAAAUUGUUGGUAGUUAAUAUUAAUCGUAAAAAAGUAAAUCGUGAAUCAUAACAUACAUCAUAGUAAAACCUGUGCAUUCCUCGCUGCGCUCAGAAUCUAAAAUACAUUAUAAACAAAUAAUAAUGUAGUUUAAUUUCGGUACUUACCAAAAAUGUAUAUUUUGUAUACUUAAUAUUAUCAUUGAUGUGCGUAUCUACUCUGGUUUGUCUGGGACGUUAUUUAAAUAAAAUUCAGAAGUAUGUUUGGUAUUUUUAGGUCCAGCUAAUCCCGACCCCUCACCCCUUGGUUAGAGAAAUCGAAAAUGCUCACAUGGAAAAUAUUGUCAGGAAAAUGUACAUAACUAUACACACUCACAAGUGUUUUUCUAUAUACUUUAAUAUCAAACAAUACAAUAUGUGGUCCGUGAUGUUUUGCAGGAGACGACAACAAUGAGCAUAAAAACGGAUCCACCGGUACCGUCGUCCGUCCCGCACCCUACUCGGUGACGGCGGUCUGGGCGAUGACGACGACGACGACGACAACGACCGCCAUGAUAAUAACGGCGACGGCUGUACAAAGGAUCUUUCUGUCGUGAAUAUUCGUCCUCCAGCCACUAUUUACACAACAGCCGGGACCAUGCGAAAGAAAACCGGGCCGAAAAAUAAAUAAAAAUGUAUAUAUUAUAUAUAUAUAUAUGCGUGCGUGUGUAUGUGUGUGUGUGUGUGUGUGUGUGUGUUUGUGUGUGUGUGUGUGUGUUUGUUUGUGUGUGUGUAAUAUAAUAAAUUCGUAAUACGUAUUAUUGUAAAACGGUGUCCCGGCUGUUGUCAAAUUGUACAAAAAUGUAAUUUUAUGUUUUAUAUAAGUAAAUUGUAUUGUUAUUAUUAUUAUUAUUAUCAUUAUUGUUAUCAUCGCGAGUGUCGUAUUAUGCGCUUUUAGUUUCGUCUAAGACAUUAAUGUUAUUGUUAUAUUUAUACAUGUGUAUUUUUUUUUUCAUUCUGAUGGCCUCACGACUUGUAAUUUGUGUGCGCUAUUCAAAAUAAUUGUAAUCACAAGCGGUUCGAGCAUACGAUUUUCGAUAUGUCAACACACUGCACCAGCUGCAGUAAAGGCGAUGAGUAAAACGCCGUUGAGUGCAUGGAUUAUAUUGGUUUUCAAUAAUUACUGAAUCAACGAUAUAGGGAAACCCAAUCGGGCAGCUUGAAAGCCAUUCGCUUAAAUCAUCGGUUUACCCGUUGCAUCAUAUUUUAUUUCCGAUUCUGCCCCCGGCACCACGGAAAAUAGUGAAAACGUACCUAAUGAAAAAAAUCAUAACAUUUUCGAAAAAUCCACAGACGUCCAUAUUUUGCGCCGCGGGUUAGGUCAUCUUGUAGUCGAGGACAUAGGAGUGUAGUUUAAAUAACAAGUAGGUAUUUUUUGAACGGUAAUCCUUUGCAAACAGCAACCGUUCUGAAUAGAGCUCGGUAGACUGGUCGGGUCGGACAACACCACCUACAUAUUAAUGUAAUUUUUUUAAUGGAACCCAGAAAUAAUAUUUAAAAAGUCCAAAUUUUUUUUUUUUUUUUUUAGUGUUUCAAUAGAAAUUAGAAUUUAAAAAUCCGGCUUCGUGUCUGCACGUCUAUGUACCUACGUCUAUUUUAAAAGUGAAACGUCACUAAAAUGCGUGCUGCAGAUUUUCUAUAAUCUUUUAUUGAAUGAUUUGAACGUUUUGGAUGAAUUUUAGUUACGUACAAUGUGUUAAGUAACCCACCACCGAAAACAAAUUGGGUUUUUGAAACCAUUAUUCCGUUUAAAUUCUAAAAUAAUGUCGUUGAAGUGGGAGUUGGAGUGGUCUACGUGUCUUGCACCGGACCGUGUUGGGAUUAUCUAGAUAUAAUAACCACGUACGAAAUAAUCUAGAUAACGGCAUUAAUAUCUUCUAUCAUUUAUCUAUAUGAAAUCAAAAUAUUAUAUAAUUAUUUUGAUUUUCUUAAUUAGUUUUGGUAAAUACGACUAUUCAGUAUUCACAAAUUAGUAUACCGUAAGGAUUAAUUUAAAUAUAAGAUAACAGACAGAUCUACAGGUACCUAUACUAUUUUGAUUAUUUAACGAUGUGUUUUCAGUCUGCAUUAGUUACAUAUCUAUCUGAAAUAAUAUUUGUAUGAACUAUAUCUUAAGAUAUUUUUUUUUAUUAUCUUUUUAUUAUAUCACCUACACAAAUGGAAAAUAUCAUUCAUUUUUAUCCAAGAUUAACGUUUAGUCAUGAUCUCUAACUUUUAUCAAGUUACAAAUUUGGUUAUCUUUCCCGACACUGACUUGAACCACGAAAUAUAUUGUACACCUUCCUGGCUAACCAUCAUGUACUUUCAAACCGCCUCUGCAGAUGAUUAUAUUAUUGUAUAGUAUGAGUACGUGCGCCCUUCCCGUAAAAGACUUUCGGCGUUUUUCUGGCCGGAGAAGAUUGCAGAGCGUUCGGUUAAUGGCUCUCGCCGGAAUAAAUAUUAUGAUUUGUGGCUGGAGGUUUGCGUUGGAUCGUUUACGAUCUUCGGUGACGCGGGUGUGUCGACGAGGACACGGUUACACAAAGGUGUCCCACGGGGAAAAAAGGCAGUCGCACGUGUAA
Molecule: messenger RNA, 87363 nt
Organism: Cinara cedri
Lineage: Eukaryota; Metazoa; Arthropoda; Insecta; Hemiptera; Aphididae
Source: the annotation of a GenBank genome assembly